AUGGCCCAGGCCGGAGGGGAGGUCGCCCGGGAGCUGCAAGGUAGGGACCUGCCUUUUUUGGGGGGGUGGGGGUGGGAUGGAGUGGAGAGAUCCCCCCCCGCAGGGCUUCCCCUCUCCUCAUCCAUCCUCAUCCCCGCAGCCCCCAGCACCAUCCAGGGCACAAUCUUUGGCGACCCCCCUCCUCCUCUCUCCAUCCCUCCAGCAACACUCCUCACCCCUCAAAUACCCCGGGGAGAAAUGGUCUAAAGGGUUAAAUCCACCACCCCCCAUUUAAAACACCUGUGGGCCCCCCUCCCGCACGCUGCCUCCCCCCCCCCCCAAUUCUAGCGCCCCAUAAAAAUUUAGGGCCACCCUCCCCAGUUCGCACCCUCCCCGGGGAAAUCUCUCUCCCCCCCGGGUUUGGAAAUAUAGCUGCGUCCCUCUCAUUCCCCCCCUCUCUCCAACAGGUGAAUUGGCUCUUCCCAAAGCACCCCCCCUAAUUCUCAGGGCGAGCAAAUGGUUGCUGCCCCAGAAACGCCCCCCCCACAUGGUACCCAACCCCAUCACAGGGAACUACGUUGGCUCCUCUUAUUAUUAUUCCUGCCCCCCAUGGAUGGAGGGCACUGCUCCAUUCUCUCCCCCCCCCAUAAAGACACUCCAAGGCUCCUAGCCCCUGCCCCACCCAGGUCAAGAUCCCCCCCUCCCUCAGUGCAAGGAAAAGGUCUCCCCUCCUUUUCUACACCUAGACACCCCCUCUUUACCUUCAGUCGCCUCCCAACCCAGUUCCUAGGAUGUGACCACUGUGAUGCAGGCUCUCCCCACAGAUAUACUCACCCCCCCAGCUGAACCUCCAAGCUGUCUCUCUGCUUCUCUCAACACCCCCCCACCCAAUUAAAUCCCACCGUCUUCCCAACCUACCUAUCACCUUCCUGUCAUUCCAGCUCCAGGGAUAAUCCAAAAGUCCGUGGGGAGCAGUGUGUAAAUCCUACCUGCCCCCCAUCACCCCACUUCUUUCCUCCCCCCCCCUUGAAAAAUACCUCCCUCAACCCCAAACCUUCCCUCCCUCCAAUCUCCUGCAAGCUCUCAUCCAAGGGGAAUGCCCCCCCCCUUGCAAUUGCUUUUAUGGCCAUUGCAAUUCAUUUCUCUGCAAACGCCCCCCCCCCUGCACAAUUCCCUGUUCAGGGGCCUGGAUUUUCCCCUGCCCACCCCCUUCCCUGGUACUUAAGCCCCUUCCCAUCUCUCUCUCUCUCACACAUAACAUUCAAUCUUGCAGGCUGUAUCACUUAAUGGCUCUUCAGGAGAUAGCUGGGUCUCCCCUGGGGAGGGGGGAGGGCCAGAACUCCUGGGUUCUUUCCAGGGGUAGAGUAGAGUGGGGGUGGGAGGUAUGGGGUGGCCCUGAUCCAGGACUCCUGGGUUUCCGCGCUGGGAAAGGGAGCUGUUUCUCUGUAUCUGCUCACACUUCCUGCUUGCUAUAAUAGUUGAUUUAUUGCUGAAGGCUGCCUGUGGGUUAAUGGGUUGUCUCUUGAGGCUGUAUAGGCUCUGGUGUGCCUCUCUCUACACACACACACACACACACACACACACACACACACACACACACUCUUCCUGCUGUUGUCACUCCUGGCGUGUCCCUGCUUGGAUAUCUGGGAACAGAGAGGAAGAGAAGGUGUCGAGACACAACUGGGAUGGUGUGUUUGUGUGUGUGUGUGUUUUGCCAUAUCCCUUUUGUGUGCAUGCGUGUGCACACACCCACACACCAAGGAUCUCCCCAGGAGUCAGAGAGAAGCACGCAAAACCAUGCACGCAAUCCUGCACCCCCCCCACUUGAAAAUGAAAAACACCAUUGACACACCCAAAGUUCAAGUGAAUUUCUCAUCUGCCUAUCUACUACUUUGAUCCGCUGAGCCGUGGUGGGUCAUAGGAGAAGCUGGCUGCUAGCAGCUCAGACUGCUUGCCCCCCUCCAGCCCAGGAUUAUGGACUCUGGCUGAAAGCUCUUUUCCAGGGUGUCAGGUGGGGCGGGGGGGGAGAGAGGUCUUUCUGCCCCCCCCCAUUAUUACCUGGUCUCUGAACCUUUGGAGGGGCCUAAAAUGGGCCCCUCCCCAAAUAGAUCUGAGCCCAACAAAUGCCAUUCCAAACACCCACCCCGUGACCCAUAUAUCCACAUAAUCUGGCCUUGCCCAAGCGACCCACAGUUUUCUCACAGGGGUCGGCUCCCUCCUUCCCGAUCUCUGUUUCCAUUUGCCAGCCUGUCUUUUUAAGGCCGGGCUUCGAUGUUAGUCCUACUCAGAGGAGACCCAUUGAAAUGAACAGGCCUCGGUUUGCCCCCAAUCCCAUCUGUUUCUUGAGUGUGCGAAAGGGAACAAAUUGAAGGAAGCUUAUCCUUUUUUUCUUUUUUACAAUGCUUUCUCUGGUCAAUUUCAGUUGCAAAAAAGAGAGAGCGAAAAAACCUGUGUGUGCGUGUUUAUGUGAUGCUUAUGAAUGUUCUAGAUGAUAGCAGGAGAAGCUGCGAGCGCCUUCGGCAUCUUCACACACACACACACACACACACACACACACACACAAUGCAACCGCUUUGCUUCACGACAACAGCAACGAAUAAACACAUCUUCGCUCCAGAAGGAGAGCUUCCGGGGCUUAUGCUUACGACUUCAGAAAUCCAGUUUCCCAUCUUGGCCACGUGGCGAGGCGGAAGGUGCUCUCUGCACGUGCUCAGAGGCAUUCUCUCCCCUUGCAGUCACUGCACAGAGCCCAGCAGCAGGUGUUAAGUAAACACCGUGUUGCUGCUUUCGCCUUCUGCAUUCAUAAAAACCAGGCAGUAGGGCAUGACACACUUGGAAGGUGCAAAGGCGAUGUCACACUUCUUCCUGGGAUUUCUCUCUCUCACACACACUUUCACACACACACACACACACAGCCUGCCAGAUAGUAAAUAAAAUGAAUGGAGACUCCUGUAUUUAAAGAGGCGGGCACACAUGACUGCUGUGUCUAAAUGGCUGCUUUCAACUCCCCUCAAAAUGAGCGGGUGGAACUCAAGACGGUGACAGAGCAGACUGUGUCACUUCACUUGGCAGAGAGGGGGUGCUGCUAUUCUAUUCCCCCCCCCAAACACACAGGAAGGUGCCAUUUGUCCACCUAGCUGAGUAGGUCUACACCACCGUUCUUCAACCUUGGGUCCAAAAACGCUGUUGGACUACAAAGCCCAUCAUCCACAGCCAGCUUAGGCAGCGGUCAUGGAUCAUGGGAAUUGUAGUCUAACAACAUCCGGGGAUCCAGUAGGUUGCAUGACACCCAAAAGAUGCUUCAUGAAGCCAUGACUCAUUGGUGGGGAGGCUGUGGCCCCCCGAAGCGUGUUUGACCACAACUCCCAUCGUCCCCGAGCUGUGGGGCACAUAGCGUCCAAAAUGUUAUUUAAGGUAACUUACUAUAUUCCUGAAUCGGACCUAGACCAGGAAGGGAGCCCUCCCCAUCAUUCCUUUAAAAGAAAUUCACUGUUAAUUUAUCGCUUGCACAUUUAACAAGGGACAGAGAAAAUGAAGAAACGAGGUGAAUUAAAAAAGAAAAGGGAAAGGGAACGCAAUCAUAAUAAUAUGCAAAAAAAGUACUAACUACAGCAGUAAAAUAUUGGAGGCAGGAAUCCUUCUGAAUGCCAGAAUGCCACAGGAGAGGAGAGGGAUCUUGUGUUCAAAUCCUCCUUGCAGGUUCCCCACAGGCUUCUAGCUGGCUGCCGUGAGAACAGGGCACUGGGCUGGGGGUGGCCAUAGGCCUCAUCUAGCAAGCCUUCCUUAUUUUCUUAAAUCGCCCUGCGGACACAGCAACCAUCCAGACACGGAUCUUAAAUUGAACAUCAGCCCUCCAGGCGCCAUAGAGGGAUCCAAACAAGUUUGAUGUCUACAUGAAACAAGUCGCCGAAGCGCUGAGGCCCUCAGACCAUUGUGUGAUAGUUGGCGGGUGCUUAUCCUUCCAACGCAUAACUCUCGGAGCAAAGUCCCUUCUGUUGUCCCAUCAGCCAUGACGACUGAGGCUGACGGGGGUUCCUCAACCACCCCACAUGCCUCCUCUGCCUAAUGACAGGACCGGCUCUGGCCCAACCUAAACAGAAUGCUCUGAAAAGACUGGAAGUUUUGUUUCUGGCCUUUUCCCUAAUGAUUCCCUGUGUGAAGUCCGUCUUUUUCAGAGCUGCCCCUCUCUGGGUUGGCAUUUUCAUUCAGCUAUUCACCGUGACCCUGAGUUCCCUUCUUGGGCAGUCGCCACCAGCCCAGGCCCCUGUCAGUGCAUAUUUGAGGGGGGGGGGUUUACAUCCCUUUACAUUUACAUUGUAUUUCCUUUCCCAUUUUAACCCCCACCCCCCCGGUUUAGAAAAAUCCUUUUGGAGCAUCUUACCAUCUUUUUAGGGUUGCGGGUGGCACUGUAGGUUAAACCACAGAGCCUAGGACUUGCCGAUCAGAAGGUCAGCGGUUCGAAUCCCCACGACGGGUUGAGUUCCCGUUGCUCGGUCCCAGCUCCUGCCCACCUAGCAGUUCGAAAGCAUGUUAAAAGUGCAAGUAGAUAAAUAGGUACCGCUCCGGUGGGAAGGUAAACAGUGUUUCCGUGCGCUGCUCUGGUUCGCCAGAAGCGGCUUAGUCAUGCUGGCCACAUGACCCGGAAGCUGUACGCCGGCUCCCUCGGCCAAUAAAGCGAGAUGAGUGCUGCAAUCCCAGAGUCGGCCACGACUAGACCUGAUGGUCAGGGGUCCCUUUACCUUUACCUUUACCUUUACCAUCCUUUUAGGUACACGGGUGGCGCUGUGGGUUAAACCAUGGAGCCUAGGACUUGCCAAUCAGAAGGUCGGCAGUUCGAAUCUCCAGCCACUCUAGGCAGCUUCCAACAAAAUAUUAAAAUACAGUAAUGCAUCAAUAUUAAAAUAUACAGAGCCUAGGACUUUGCCGAUCAGAAGGUUGGCGGUUCGAAUCCCCGCGACAGGGUGAGCUCCCGUUGCUCGGUCCCAGCUCCUGCCCACCUAGCAGUUCGAAAGCACGUUAAAAGUGCAAGUAGAUAAAUAGGUACUGCUCCAGUGGGAAGGUAAACGGCGUUUCCAUGCGCUGCCAUGGUUCGCCAGAAGCGGCUUAGUCAUGCUGGCCACAUGACCGGGAAGCUGUACGCCGGCUCCCUCGGCCAAUAAAGCGAGAUGAGCGCCGCAACCCCAGAGUCGGUCACGACUGGACCUAAUGGUCAGGGGUCCCUUUACCUUUACCUUUACCAUCCUUUUGGGGGGGUGUCACCUGCAAACGUGGGUCGCCUCACUGCUGACCCCUAAGUUGAGCAAGUUCAAAAGCACAAGUCCCCCUUCAGAUCCUUAGAGGACACCUACUUCCUACUUCCCUCCGUUGUGAGAACUGUGAAUUUGUGCUUCCUGUUCUUUAGCUAGUUCUCCAUCCCUACUCAUCCUCUCACUCGGUUGCUCCUAAGAUUACGAAAAAACCUUUGGAACUUGUUGAAAACUCUUUUAAAGUCCAAGUGCACAAUGUCUACCCAAUCAACACUCUCCUCGUGCUUAUUGAUACCCUCAAAUAACCCCAAAAUGUUAGAGAGGCGGGACUUCCUGUUACGGAAGCCAUGCUGCUUUUUCUUCAGCAAGGCUUGUUCUUCUUCGUGCCUGAUCAUCUGAGGCCUUCUGCCAGUUUACCUGGAAUGCCGCAUUAAGCUAACUCGUCUGUAAUUUCCUGGAUGCUCCCUAGAUCUCCUUUAAAAAUUUUUUUAAAAAUCAGUGUUAGAUUGGCUACUUUCCAGUCCUCUGAUAUGAAGACAGACCUAGGAUCAAGUUAACAUAUUUUUGUUAGAGGAUCAGCAGUUUUGCAUUCAAGUUCUUGGGUGGAUGCUAUGUAUCUCUACGGAAUGAUUUGUCAAUUGUUCGUUUUGCCAAACCUCUGCUUACCUGACACAAAAUCGGUUUUUCAGAUCCCACCCCACAGAAAAAUGGGUUCAGACGUGUGUGUGUGUGUGUGUGUGUCCUACAUCAUCUUAAGUUAGACACAGAUUAAUCCUGCUUUUCUAUAACCUCCAUGUCCUGUCCUUUCGCUCCCUUGCUGCCUAGUGGUCUAGCCACCCCAGCCCCUGAUGCUUUAAAUACCGUAUUUUUCGCUCUAUAAGACGCACCAGAGCACAAGACGCACCUAGUUUUUGGAGGAGGAAAACAAGAAAAAAAAUAUUCUGAAUCUCAGAAGCCAGAACAGCAAGAGGGAUCGCUGCACGGUGAAAGCAGCAAUCCCUCUUGCUGUUCUGGCUUCUGGGAUAGCUGCGCAGCCUGCAUUUGCUCCAUAAGACGCACACACAUUUCCCCUUACUUUUUAGGAGGGAAAAAGUGAGUCUUAUGGAGCAAAAAAUACGGUAUACUGUUUUGGUUGGCCUUAAUACCUUUAUCAAUAUGCUGCCCAGAUUUCCUCUUCACUUCCUUGCUCGCCAACGUCACAUUUGCUUCUCCAGGUUUUGUGCUUCUUCUUUUUCUGUUCUCCGCAGUUGGGCAAGCCUUCAGGUUUUUUUUGAAAGAAGCCUUUCUUCCCCUUUUCAUAGCUUCCUCGAUGCUGCUAGUUAACCACAUUGGCAUCCGCUUCAACUUGACAGCAUUAAAAAAAAAAAAAAUAGCUUAAGCUUCUACUAGGGUGGUUUUAAAUAAGCUCUGUGCAGUUUGGAGAGAUUUUGCUGGAUUUAUCUCCCCUUUCAGCUUUCUUUCUAUCGCCUCCCUCAUUUUGGAGAAGUUUAUUCUUUUGAAGUCAAAUGCGACUGUGCUUGGAAUCAUAUCUGGCUGUUGUCUGCUUGCGUUUGUGUUGAAUUGCAUUGCUGGUUGCUGCUUCCAUUCGGUUCAACGAUAUGCCCAUCUCAUACCAGGUUCUAGGUGCUACUUCAAUUAUUAUUAUUAUUAAUAUUAAUUAAAAUUUUAUACCGCCCUUCAUCCAAAGAUCACAGGGCAGUACGCAACAUACUGUAUUUUUCGCCCUAUAGGAUGCACUUUUCCCCCUCCAAAAAUGAAGGGGAAAUCUGUGUGCGUCCUAUGGGGCGAAUGCAGGCUUUCGCUGAAGCGUGGAGAGCGAGAGGGGUCGGUACGCACCGACCCCUCUCACUCUCCACGCUUCAGGAAGCUAUCAGCAAGCCUGGGGAGCCUGCGGGAGUUCCCACAGGGCUCCCUAGGCUGCGGAUAGCAGCCUGCUGCCCAGAUCGCGGGGCGCGCUGAAGCAAAGCGCCCCGCGCUUCGGGCAGACAUCCGCGGCUGGGGGGGGAUAAUUUUUUUCCCUUUAUUUCCCCCCCAAAAAACUAGGUGCGUCCUAUGGGCCGGUGCGUCCUAUAGGGCGAAAAAUACGGUAUUAAUAUAUAAUGGUCAGGGGUCCCUUUACCUUUACCUUAGGGCUCAAAUUAUUUUUCCGAUUCAGUAUUCCUACUCACAGUAGGUAUAAGAGGUAAUUUAGGUCAUACCUGCACCAUGAGCCAAAAACCCGGUCAUAGCAGUCCUGGGGAAUCCUGGCAAGUGUAGUUUGUUAACCUUGCUGGGAAUUGUAGCUCUGUGAGGUCAGCAACCAUCCACAAACUACAGUCCCCAGGAGUCUUUGCGGGACGUAGAGAAGCUGUGACAAAGUGGUACAAGAGCGCUCUAAAUGGAUGUUGUGUCUGUGAUGGACUGAUGCUAGAGAGGCAACUUACACACCAUCCGAAAACAGGAUAAAAGAGGGUUUAGAUUUGUGUAAAAUCUGUAUAUUCUGAUUCAUAUGCAAGUUUAGAAAGAAUUGCUGUAAUUUAGAUAGAAGUGUGAUCCAUCUCGUCAUAGUGGGGGAAGCUAUGUUUGUUGUUGAAGUGCUAACUGUUGAUGGGCAAUUUUGCUCUCCCUUCUUAGGGUUUUGUACUGGUUUUGUACUGGACAGCCUUUCAGAUAGAGGAGCGCCUGUUUAAAGUAGGGCAGCCAGCCUCAGUUGCUUAAUACUACUACUAAUAAAUUUAUUAUUUAUACCCCGCCCAUCUGGCUGGGCUUCUCCACCCACUCUGGGCAGCUUCCAACAAAAUAUUAAAAUACAGAAAUGCAUCAAACAUUAAAAGCUUCCCUAAACAGGGCUGCCUUCAGAUGUCUUCUAAAAGUCUGGUAGUUGUUGUUCUCUUUGACAUUGGGUGGGAGGGCGUUCCACAAGGCGGGUGCCACUACCGAGAAGGCCCUCUACCUGGCUCCCUGUAACUUGGCUUCUCUCAGGGAGGGAACCGCCAGAAGGCCCUCGGCGCUGGACCUCAGUGUCGGGGCAGAACGAUGGGGGUGGAGACGCUCCUUCAGAUAUACUGGACCCAGGCCGUUUAGGGCUUUAAAGGUCAGCACCAACACUUUGAAUUGUGCUCGAUGUGCUCCUCACUCCUCCUCUGACCUGCCAAAUUCUCUUUCCCGUCGACGAUUUCCUAAAGCGAACCAGGAAACCGUGGUUUGCGAACCAGCCGUGGUCUCAAGGCAUCCAGGGCCGGCUAGUCUCAGUGCAGAUGCAACAGUAAACUGUGGUUAUAGCAAACUAUGGGAGGGAGAAGGGGAAUUUGCAUGUUAGGUGGGAAGAGGAAAGGGGAGCAUGCAAGCUUCUGCCACAUUCCUGCUUGUGAAACCAUGGUUUGGCGUGCAGAGAGGAUUGCCCCUGAAACCAGAUCGCUAUCACCGCCAGAAGAGUCUCGGCUCUUACAGCUUCACAUCUGAAAUCCCGAGACCUGCAAAAUGUCUCAGCCCACGCUGCUCCUUGAUGCGCCAGCACGGAGGAAUAAUUUAUAAAGAUGCCAUCAGUAAUCCAAAACACGGACCUCUCUGCUGGGACUGGCUCUUAAAGAGCGUUCAGGAAAAUGCAGAUGUGUGCGGCGCAGAGCAAAUAGGAAUCCAUCUCAAAUCACCCCCCACCCCCGUCUCACAUGUACAGCGCUAAUGCUGCUUUUAACCAAAGCACACCAGCUCUAAGCGCCCAUUUAAAUCCCCUAAUCCGGCUCAAAACAAAAUUGCAAAGGUGACCCUACCAAAUCACUAAAAGGACACGCCGCAGGUUGGUGUUGCUGUGUGUAUAUUUUUUUAUUAAAAGGCUGCAGGCAUCUGCCAGGGCUUUCGGUGUGAAGCAAAGGGGCGUUUGUUGCCUCAAGCCUUACGAUAUGCAUUGGCAAAACUUCCUCCCGCCUUGAGGUUUUGUUGCCCAAGUGCCUCUCUGGGUGUUUUUGUGUGUUUUUUUGUGGGGGAGUGGGAUGGGUUGCUUCUCCCCCCCCUUUUUUCUUGAGACAUAGCACAGUUCAGACAGGAAGAAGCCAAGACAUGGAAAUCUAAAAAUGAACACCGUUUCCCCCUUUCCCUGAGCAUAAUUGCUCACGAGAGAAAUUAGGUCACAGCACCCCAAUCCUAGAUGCUGCUUCUUCUUCCUCCCAAAAAAGGACACUGUGAGGGUUGCUGCUGUUGCGAUCUAUUUGUCCCGCCUUCGCGCUGAGAAGCACUGGGGCCAGGAUUUGGGGAGGGGGCUUGGCACCCUCUGAUGGGGUAUAGAAUCAUAGACUCAUGGAACCAUAGGCUUGGAAGGGACCCCAAGGGACAUCUAGUCCAACCCCCAGCAAUGCAGGAAUCUCAACUAAAGCAUUCAUGAGAGAUGGCCUCCCAACCUCUGCUUAAAAACCUCCAAGGAAGGAAAGUUCGCCACCUCCCGAGGGAGGCCAGCUCCUUACUGCCGGAAAGUUCUUUUUGAUGUUUCGUUGGAAUCUCUUUUCUUGUAACUUGAAGCCAUGGGUUCGAGUCCUACCCUCCAGAGCAGGAGAAAACAAGCUUGCCCCACCUUCCACAUGACAGCCCUUCAGAUAUUUGAAGAUGGCUGUCGUAUCUCCUCUCAGUCUCCUCUUUUCCAGGCUAAAGAUACCCAGCUCCUUCAACCGUUCCUCAUCAGGCUUGGUUUCCAGACCCUUCAUCAUCUUGGUUGCCCUCCUCUGCACACACAUUCCAGCUUCAAUCCUGGCACCCAGAACUGGGCACAGUGAUCCAGCUGUGGUCUUGAGCAAGGCAGAAUUUGGGCGGCGCUAUUACUUCUCUUUAUCCGGACGCUAUACUUCUGCUGAUGCAGCCUAGAAUAGCAUUAGCUAUUUUGGUGAUGCAUCACAGUGUUGACUCAUGUUCAGCUUGUGGUCCACCAAGACCCCUAGAAUCCUUUUCACAUGUACCGCUGGCAAGCCGGGUGUCCCCCAUCUUAUAUUUGUGCACCUGGUUCUUCCUGCCUAAGUGCAGAACCACCUGACAUUUGUCCCUACUGAAAUUCGUUUUGUUCGUUUGGGCUCCAGUUCUCCAACCUAUUAAGGCCACCUCGAAUCCUGAUUCUGUCUCCUGUGGCGUUGGCUACCCCACCCAGUUUGGUGCCACCUGCAAAUUUGAUGAGUAUCCCCUCAAUUCCUAUUUUGGGAGAGCUGGCACCUAGCAGGCCACACCUGCUCGCCUCUGAUUCUCUGUGCAAAGUGGAAAUUGUUGCACCCUUAGGGUGGCAGACCCUGGCAAUAGUCUCACCAUACCACUUUCUUGAGCUUGGCCCUGCCUCCAAGGAGCUGUGGGGAAAGUGCACGGUUCCCCCCCACUUCAGGCUGGGCUGAGAGAAUGAACGUGAGCGGCUCAGGGUAUUGAAAGAGGCCGAGUCAGACCGAUGAAUCACACAGAUUCAGCAGCCAUCUUCCCCUGGGGACGGGUGUUUGGUGCCCGUAAUACCCAUUACACAGUUUGGGAUGUAGCUGGUGAUUCGAGAGAUUGAUGGCAGAGAUGGGCUAUCGUUGGCUAACAGCUAAACCAGGUGAUUCAAAACAUCAGCGAUCAGAAGCAAGAUGCUUCUGAACAGCUGUUGCUGCAGGAGACCUCUGCUCACUUGUGGGAGAAGAAAAGUCUCAGGAGUAAUAAUAAUAAUAAUAAUAAUUUAUUUAUACCCUGCCCAACUGGCUGGGUUUAUCCAGCCACUCUGGGCGGCUUCCAGCGGAAUAUCAAACUACAAUAACCUAUUAAACAUUAGAAGCUUCCCUAAACAGAGCUGCCUUGAUUUUUAGAAGACAUCUGGUCUUCUAAAAAUCUGGUAGUUGUUUUUCUCUUUGACAUCUGGUGGGAGGGCGUUCCACAGGGUGGGUGCCACUACCGAGAAGGCCCUCUGCCUGGUUCCGUGUAAGUUGGCUUCUUGCAGCGAGGGAACCGCCAGAAGGCCCUCGGCGCUGGGCCUCAGUGUCCGGGCAGAACGAUGGGGUGGAGAGGCUCCUUCAGUAAACCAUACACAAAUCCGGAGUCCUUAAGACGGUUGGAUGGUGCCUUGUUCACCUCCUUCCAGCAACUCCUGCAGCUGAGUUGGUGCCCAACGCCUUGCUCUGCUUUCCUUUGGACCACAUCAGCGAGACUGGCAGGGGGGUCUUGUCAUCUGGGCAGCCCAGGACCUCCAGACACCCUGGCCAGGCUUGUGUGCCAGGGAGGUCACUUUUGUGCUGCUAGUGCGGCUGUUUGUGACUUCACCCCCGGAGGUACACUUCAUUGUCUCUGGAGACAGACAGAUGCCAAGCACGCAAGCUAAAGAUCACCCAGCGCAUAGUUCAGCUAUGGAAUUGGUUCCCACAUGGUGUGGUGAUGCCAUCAACUUCAGGCGAAAAGAGGAUCAGAGAAAUUUAUUCUCACGUUCUUACACCUAGAUAUACUGGAGGGGUUGUGCCUCAGACCCUAGACGCUUGUCGUGCGAAGCCCAGUGGCCUGUUGCAGAGCUAUGGCCCGUCCCCCUGUUGAGGGAAGGCCAUGCUGUGUACGCUCAGAGGCACUCUUUUUGCUGUCCGCUCUGCGUGUGCUCAGGAGAUGAAUCCUGGGUUUCUUGGCUACUUACGGCCGGAUGGAAAGAGGGAUUCUUCAGAUGAACAGUUGUGAGAAUGGCGCUAGGUGGUUGUCGUGAGCUCUCAGUACAAAAAUAGGAUUGGGGUCAGCAAACAUUUUCAGCAGGGGGCCGGUCCACUGUCCCUCAGACCUUGUGGGGGGCCGGACUAUAUGUUGCCAUGAUUAUGACCUGCAUUUUUGGCAAAAACACUUACUGGGACCAACCCCAAUGUUGCCCGAAAGCGAUAUUUUUUUGGGCGGGGGUGUUCCCUCAUACACCCAGGCUGCUUCCUUUGCGUUUUAUGCGUUGACAGUUAUUAUUUCUCUCGUAAGGAGGGGUGGGGGGCUGAGGUGAGCGCGCCAUUCCCGUCAGCCCUGGAAAGUGUGCACACAUGUGUGGGUGAAGGGAAAAGCCGUUGGCCACGCUAAGUCAGACCGGCGCCGCUCAAGCAAAAACGUUCUUUUCCCCGCGUGAGAGAAGACGAGGCGGCGGCUAUUUACCUUUCCAUGGCUCACACCGUGUAGCUAACAAGCGCCCCCCCCCAGCAGAGCGCAUAAGUGCUUGGGAGUGCAGCCGCCCAGGCGCUCCCUGCUUCCUCUGGCGGGGAGCACCGCCGCCACAGACACCAGCGGGUGUUGCUUCCGAGGCGCCUCCGAGCCCCUGUCGCUGUAGCUGCCCUUCCUGAGGUCAGUCGCCCACAGCUCCAUGGUGGAAAUCCGAACUGUGGCUCCUUUCCCCUCUUCCCCACCCUGGAAGAAAAGAUUGCUGUGCGAGUGCGACGGACGGAGAAGGUGCCUGUCUCAAGCAGCCGUCCUCCUCACUUUUGACCCCCAAGCCUGGCUGAGUCGCAAAAACCAUGGUGCGCGCACUAUGCUGGCUGCCUGGAUUCCCAGACCGUCCGUGGGCUGGAUCUAGAAGGCAAUUGGGCCUGACCCGGCCUGUGGACCUUAGUUUGCUGACCCAUGAGUAUGAUCUUGUGCUAAAGCAGCGGUUCUCAACCUGUGGGUCCCCAGAUGUUGUUGGACUACAACUCCCAUCACCCCUAGCUAGCAAGGCCAGAGCUCAGGGAUGAUGGGAGUUGUAGUCCAACAACAUAUGGGGACCCACAGGUUGAGAAAGGGUGUGCUAAAGGAAGGCACUGAUCCUAAUCUAUGGGGAUGCUCAUAACUGCAGAGCGGUGACUGCCCAGGCAAGAGGAAGGAGUUCGGGAAUCCCAGGCAGACUAGAAGGGGUAAACGAAGGCAGGGAUCAGCACCUUGGAGAGCGAUCUAGGUGUGAGUUUCAGAACCAUGGCCAGCGAUCCUGCAGCAGAAGUAGGGCAUGCAUGUUGUCUCAGCAGAGCAACGGGCAGAGGCCUUGAGCUAUGCGUUUACUGACUGAGGCUCUGCCCCCUGAGAGUUGCGUUGGGCCAAGUAAAGAGCUGCUGCCUUCCUCUUUGACCAGCGGUUGGAGGGUGCAGAGAACCUCUUUCACUCUGAGGACUGUGUUCCAUGGUGAGCAGCCCUCGGGUUGUGGGCGGGGCCAGAGGCAGAAAGUGGGCGGGAUGACAGAGGCAUCUCUUUCUUUCGUGUAGUUGGUGACUGUGCAGCCAUGAAAAGGCCAGCGGUUCCUACAACCCCUAUGUUUAUCUCUCCCAUUCUUCAUUCAGGCAAGCAAGAGGUAUUGUCACACACCCGGGGAGGCUCCCGAAGGCCGGAUAGAGAGAGCUGGAGGGCCACAUUCCCAUCCUGCCCAAGAUCUUGGGGCUUCAUAGAAUUGUUGAGUUGGAACAACUCAUCUAGUCAUCUAGUCCAACCCCCUGCAAUACAGGAAUCUCAGUUCUCAAUUCAAGCUGUGCAGAUGUCUCCUCCGGGUUCUUCUGCUCCUUCAAACAGUCUGUCAUGCCCUCCACCAGCUCCAGUCAGCAUCCCCAAUGGUCAGGGAGAAUGGAAACUGUAGUUCAACAGCGUCCGGAGGGGACCCUGCUGGCUUCCUUGGAGCUGCGCACUCCUAUGCUGGAGGCCUGGUCUAUUGGUGGAAGCCACGACACUUAGGCCAGUUUGAAAAGCCGUGAGGAAAAUGGCCUCCAAAUGGCAUGGCCACUCCUAGUGCUGCUACUUGCCUUUUAUAUUCCUUGAUCUUGCCAACACUCUCCCUAAUGGUCUUCAGCCAAAUUUGAUUUCCCAUCUAGGCCUCGCCAGCAGUGAUAUUGGUUUCCUUUUCCCUAAGAUGGGGAAACCACCCAGGGGGGAAGCGGGUUUGAUAUUGCUGGAGCGUAAGAAGCCGUCUCGGGUAACAUUAGUUUUUCCACCACACUGGCUUGGAUCUUGUCCCAAAAUAACAAGCUGAGGAAUCAGACUGUAGUAAUAUCGCAGGCUAAUUUCUUAGCAGAAGGUGUAUUGUCCGAUCUUCAUGUCAUCUCUAAAACAGAUGGCAAACAGUCAUUGCUCUGCGGGGAAGGGGAGAACUCUGCAUUUGCUCAGAGGCAUAUUAUCAUUAUCAUUAUCAUUAUUAUUAUUAUUAUUAUUAUUCACUCAUUCAUUCAUUCAUUCCCUAUGGGGAAGGGCUUUUAGCUCAGAGCAUGGAGCAUCUAUUUUGCAAGCAGAAGGUCUCAGGUUCAGUCCCUGAUAGGACUGGGAGAGAGCCAUGCCUGAAACCUCCAACAGCGGCUGCCAGUCAGUGCAGACAGUACUAAACUAGAGCUAGUGUAAGGUAGCUUUCCAUGAUCUUAUAUUGUUCCAUUGUCGUUAGCGGUAUUUAGCUAUCAUUAUUAUUCUCAGUAUUGCGCGGAUUAAUCAAUCAAGCUUUAGUUUGAGUCGGAAUCCGCUCAUUCUCUCUUUGUCGUUUUCGUCCUGGGGUCCUGGGGAACCCCACCCAGUGUGGAAAUGUUGUAAGGGGAGAAGAUUCACCAGUGGGAUUUCUGCCUGUCGUGCAGCUGCUACGUAGAGGUAACAUGAAGCAGACUGAGCCACUUGUUGGACUCUUGUCCGCCCAAGCCGGCAUGACCAUUGGAGUAAGGCAUUAUGGGAGCUGUACUUCAGGGCAGGGCAAUCUUAAAUAAGGCCCAUUAGUAAGCCCGACUGACUCACUAGCAGAGAUGUGGGGCACAGAUUUGUUUCGUUUCUCUCUUGUUUCUCCCCCCCUUCCUAUUAAGUUUUAUUGUAAUUUUAUUCAUGUUAGCUGCCCUGAGCCCGGUUCUGGCCGGCGAGGGCGGGGUAAAAAUAAAAAAUUAUUAUUAUUAUUUAUUAAAUGCAACCCUACCUAAUUUAUUCUUUCCAAAACAAGAGGCCGUCUGAAACACAGCCAUGGACUUCAUGGCAGGGUGUGGAUUUGAACCCGGGUCUUUGCAAGCUCGGGACGCAGGUGGCGCUGUGGGUUAAACUACAGAGCCUAGGGCUUGCCGACCAGAAGGUCGGCGGUUCGAAUCCCCGCGAUGGGGUAAGCUCCCGUUGCUCGGUCCCUGCUCCUGCCCACCUAGCAGUUCGAAAGCACGCCAAAGUGCAAGUAGAUCAAUAGGUACCGCUCCAGCGGGAAGGUAAACGGCGUUUCCGUGCGCUGCUCUGGUUCGCCAGAAGCGGCUUAGUCAUGCUGGCCGCAUGACCCGGAAGCUGUACGCCGGCUCCCUCGGCCAAAUAAGCGAUAUGAACCCAGAGUCAGCCAUGACUGGACCUAACGGACAGGGGUCCCUUUACCUUUACCUUUGCAAGCUCUCAUCCAACACUAACCGCCAUGCCAUGCAUCACGCAGCCUGGCUCGAUGGCACGAGUCGCCUGUAGUUAUUUGCUCCGUUCCACCAUGUUUUUUUCCUUUUGGUUUGGGCCGAUCGGGUAGGGGAGCUAGUAUGGCGUGUGAAUUGCGGACCUGCAUUUAGACACGACCGAGGGGGCUUCAACCGGCCCUGAUCAUCUCAGAAAGACAUAGCCGACCUGGGAGCUUUGUGGGCCUCACAACGCCUGUGUGUGAGGGGUGGUGGUAGGGAAAACCUCAGGGAGGCCUCGAAGCCUCUUUCCCUUCUCCAGAGGAACUGGGUCCUCCCUUCCUCAGCUGUCAGGACCAAUUUGUCUCGGCCGCCAGGCCUGUCACCUCCAAUGCUUCGCCCCAGUUCCCUGCACACCCAGCCGAGGACACCACACACACAAAACACACACACACACAAACACACACUCAUUCUCUUUCUCUCAGCUCACACCAGACAGAGGCGGCCGGUGGCCUCAGUUUACCCCGAGGCGUUGUGAGUCGGAAAGAAGCGGUAGUGGGGGACGGUUUCAUUCUGUAUGCUUUUGCUUGGCUGAAGCGGAGAAGCUACCCGGAGCAAAGCCAUUGAUUGAACGGUGCCUGCCUGCCUCUGGCGGGUCGAUCCGAGCUCCUGAAAAGUCCUCCCUUCAGCUCCCAGGACAACGCGAUGGAGCAAUGCCAUGAAGAGAAUUCCCCUGGGCAUGCGCAGAAGGCCUUCCUCUACUCCACGUCGCUCCUUAACACAUUUGGGACCCCCGGAUCGGGGAACGUAAUUUGCAGGAGCCCUUGACCCCCCCAGGACCUUUAGAAACUAUGUGUAGGGUUUAAUUUGAUCAAGAGUGCAACAUCUGAAGGCAGCCCUGUUUUUAAUGUUUAAUACUGUAUUGUGGUUUUUAAUAUUCGGUUGGGAGCUGCCCAGAGUGGCUGGGGAAACCCAGCCAGAUGGGCGGGGUAUAAAUAAAUUAUUAUUAUUAUUAUUAUUUGGGUCUCUGUGCUGUAAUAAAGAUUAUUUAUUUAUUUAUUAUAAUUAACCCCAGAAUCUCUUUCUUUUAAAGUUUUUGCUACAAAGGCAGGGGCCCAGAAUGCUUGAAAGCCUGAUAAGAAAGAGACCACUAUUAUUUUACUUACCGUACAUUCUUAUCCAGAUUUUCUUAUUCCCCCUCCUGUUUUAUCUUCACAACAACCCUGUGUUGUAGGUUGGGCUUAAGAAAGUGGCUGGUUUAAUGUCAUCUAGUCAGCGUCAUAGCUGUGUGGCUAUUUGAAUUUGGGUUAGGAAAGGGCUAAAAGGAUGUAAUUUGGGGCGAGUGCAUAAUCUCUCCAGAUUCUCAGUCACAUUUCGUUUACCCCUGGUGUGUAGAGGCUGAAAUCAUGAUUAUAACUUUAUAUCCAGUAGGGCAUUUGUAUGUUCUGGAAAUGUUGCAAAAUUUUUGCUUCAGGACUCAAUCUUUGAAAAGCUUAAAUGCUUUAAGCAGUUGCGUAAACAUUUUCCUGGAAUACCCCAGGAUUCCUCACAGGCAACCCUGAAAACUCUAAACUAGGAGAACGGAUCAGUCUUAGUUCUUUUUGCAGACAUGAAAAAAUACGUUUAGAGGCAGCGGUUACCUUGGUGGGGGAGGGAAAGGCACUCUGCACAAGCUCAGUGGCACCCUUCUCAUUUAUUCGUUCCCAAAAUCCCAGACCCUUGCUUUUCUUUGGAAAGCUGACCUGAAUUUCACUUAAGGGAAGGGCAGACAGGGCAACUCAGCGACUGUCCUUCCUUCCUGACACUGGACAGCGGGGGCUUAUAGGCUCUGGCUCCCCCUACUGGCUGCCUCCUUGCAUUCUGCCCAACCAGCCCCACUGAGUCCCAGCCUCCAGAUCCUAACCUGCUACGCUUCCUUUCCAGACAGCAUCCGGAAGUUCCUGAACCGGCCUCCCAUCCACCUGCUGGUGAGGGUGAAGCUAGAAACCAAGCCGAAGAAAAGCGAAGACAGGGUGCUGGUGAGAGACUCCCGGGGGGUUGGGGGACCAGGUGGUGGUGGUGGUGGUGGUGGGGAAAUACCGUAUUGUUCCAUGUAUAAGACAACCUUUUUUCCCUGAAUUUUUUUUGGGUGAUAAAUUGAGGGUCGUCGUCGUCAUACACGGGUUAAUAUGCUAAGAUCACUGCAGAUGGUGACAGCAGUCACGAAAUUAAAAGACGCCUGCUUCUUGGGAGAAAAGCAAUGACAAACCUAGACAGCAUCUUAAAAAGCAGUGGUUUUCCCGGUAGUGAUGUAUGGAAGUGAGAGCUGGACCAUCAAGAAGGCUGAUCGCCGAAGAAUGGAUGCUUUUGAAUUCUGGUGCUGGAGGAGACUCUUGAGAGUCCCAUGGACUGCAAGAUCAAACCUAUCCAUUCUGAAGGAAAUCAGCCCUGAGUGCUCCCUGGAAGGACAGAUCCUGAAGCUGAGGCUCCAAGACUUUGGCCACCUCAUGAGAAGAGAAGACUCCCUGGAAAAGACCCUGAUGUUGGGAAAGAUGGAGGGCACAAGGAGAAGGGGAAGACGAGGACGAGAUGGUUGGACAGUGUUUUUGAAGCAACCAGCAUGAGUUUGACCAAACUGCGGGAGGCAGUGGAAGACAGGAGUGCCUGGCGUGCUCUGGUCCAGGGGUCACGAAGAGUCGGACACGACUAAACAACAAAAGUGAGGGCUGGUGCUGCGGUGAUAGCAGGGAAAUGUUGGAGGGGAGGCUGCUUACCCACUCUUCCCGGUUUGGGAAAAGUUUUUCAUGAGUGCCAGUAUGUGGUGUAUUACGGCACCAGUUCCGUCAGCCGGAGCGGGGUGGUGGGGGGAUCGUGGAGAAGCUGCUCAACAGCUCAGUGAACUUACAGAAGAAGCUCAACAACUGCUGAGGGCUCCCCCAAAAUAGGGGUCAUCCUAUACAUGGGGUUGUGUUAUACAUGGGGAAAUACGGUAAUCCCGGUGGUGGCUGGACUGCUUUGCAAGCUGCUGGUUUGCCCUGGGCUGCUGGUGCCAAGGCUCUGCUCUGACAGGUAUCUGCAGCGAGGCCCCCCCACCCAACCCAGCUCUUUGGACCCGCUUCCUCCUUUUCACCUUUGGAACCACCUGCCACUUGCUCUGGGCGAGGUGAUGGGGGGGCGGCUCAGGAGGAGAAGCUGCUGUUGUUAUUAUGUUAUGUCAUGUUUGUAUUUUAUAAGUUUUUAUUUCAUUUUACUUUUUAUGUUUUUGUUUUAUCUUACUUUAAUGUUUUUAUUCUAUUGUUUUAUUUUAUUUUAAUUCAUUUUCUUUUCUUUUAUUAUAAUUCCCAGUGCUUUUUUACUAAAAAAAAAAAAAGUUUAGAGGUAUUCUCAUUUUGACUCAAGAAAAUCACCAUUUUGAAGUUCAAAUCGGGAAAAAUAAAUACAGUAAAUGGACAAAAGUAAAAAGAUUCACAAAAUGUUUAGGAGUAUGCGUACCCCCGCGUACCCCCAGAAAAAAAUCACUGAUAAUUCCCAUGGUGGGAUAGCUCAGUUGGUAAAGCACGAGACGUGGGUUCGAGUCCCACACUGGGCAAAAAGAUUCCUGCAUUGCAGAGGGUUGGACUAGAUGACCCUCAUGGUCCCUUCCAGUUCUACAGUUUUAAGAUUCUCUGUUAUACUUAUUUAUUUAUCACACUGAUGUCUUUUGUUCUGAGGUGGGGGAAAUAAAUAAGGGAGGGACCCUGGGCCACAAAUCGUAGGUCAACUCCACAUCUCACUCAUCUCACACCCCCCAGCCCAGAGAUAAUUCCCCCCUUCUCAGAUAUACUCCCAAAUACGUAGUUUAUUUAAUUUCAUACGUGCAUCUUCCUCCCCGUUUUAUUUAUCUUUACACCACUGAUUGUAAAUAAUAUCUAUGUGGUGAACAAAGGAGUUUAUAGAAACAAAGAAAGAAAGAAAGAGCGGUAUAAAAUUAUUAUUAUUAUUAAUUGAAUUUAUAUAUCCUCUUAUAUACCAGGAGUCUCAGGGCAGUUCACAGAAUAAAAUCAAGAUAUAAAACAACAAAGUGCACAAUAAAAAUAAAAACAACAACCCAAUAGACCCCCGCAAAAAGGACAUAGGAUGUCAAACAGAAAUCAAAUUUCAUCUACAUGACAACCCUGUCAGGUAGAGUGGGCUGGAAGAGUGACUGGUGUAAGGAUUUGAACCCAGGCCUCUCCAAAUUCCUGGUCUUGGGCUACAUACACCCCAGGCAUUUAAGUGUCUGGGGAACGGUGCAAGGAACUGUAGCUCUGUGAGGGGCAAACUACAGUUCCCUGGAUACUUUGGGGGAAGUCCUGCGCUUUAAAUAAUAUGGUGACACCAGGCGCUAUUUCAGCUCCCUCUGACCGCUGCUUCCUGGUCCCUUAAGCAAACCAGAGGAACAGAGACGGAAAGGGCAAAAGACCCUCUAAACAAAGUGGGAAGUUUCUGAAAUCGUUCUGGGGGCCACUCACACUGGCCCCUGUCCUUCCUCCCAGUGGUAUGGCCUUGGGGAGCGACUCACGGCCCUUCUUCCCUAUUCCUCCCCCUGCCCAACAUUUCUUCUCUUCUCUCGAACUCUCCAGCUCUCGAAUCCUGUCCUUGCAAAUUAGGUCAGGGUUUGCAAAUUUGCUGCUGGCAGCAAAAGUGGAGGUCGCAGGCAGGAGCAGACAGGGGAGGGGGCUGGCGGAAAGGAGAGGGGGGGGGAACUUUGCAUCGGCUGAUGCAAAAAGAGCCUAUAGUUUUCCCCCACCCCAUCCCCCACAAGGAUUCGGGGGCAAAAAUGGGGUUUGGGCCAAACGUUCUGCAAUGGUGCCUUGAGCCUGUGUGUGAAUUUGCCAGGCCAGGGUCCGCCUCGCAAGGGUGUUGUGAUUGAAUGAUACAGAAUAAAGGCCAAAGGAUCUCCCAGGGUGGGAGGGAGCUGAUUUGCGGGUGGCCAAGCGAUGAGGAGGUUUGGUGGGGGGAAGGCUGUGGGUUGAAAUUAAGGGGGCAUCAGGAGCAGUUAACUUCUAGGGCAAAAGGGGACAGGACACCCCCCUCAGCUAAGGGGCAACAGGGUGAUCUUCCAAUCACUGAAUCAGAGGAAGCCCCCCCCACAAAGGUUGCCACCUCCCCUCCCCUCGUGGGUGCCAGGAACACCGGAAAUCCAUGCCUUUAAAGCUUUGCUACAGGCCAGUAUUCAACAGGUGCAGCCACGGGGGUUGAAACGCUGCACCUGUUGAAUUUCCACCUUCUGCCCCACACUGUGAUUUAAGGCGAAAUGUGGUGAUCCCAUUUACGGGUCUGGAGAGCGAGCAGAGCCAGUGUGAGUUUUCCCCCUAGUUAAGUUCUAGCACAGGGGCCAGCAAACGUUUUCAGCAGGGGGGCGGUCCACUAUCCCUGAGACCUUGUUGGGGGCCGGACUAUAUUUUUUUGGGGGGGGGGGAAAUGAUCAAAUUCCUAUGCCCCGCAAAUAACCCAGAGAUGCAUUUUAAAUAAAAGGACACAUUCUGCUCAUAUAAAAACACACCGCUUCCCGGACCAUCCGCGGGCCGGAUUUAGAAGGCGAUUGGGCCGGAUCCGGCCCCCAGGCCUUAGUUUGCCUACCCAUGUACUAGCACAUACGCACUCUGUUUUUUCCGAUUGGCACAAAGUUACACAUUUGUUUCCUUGCUGUGAGCCCCUGAUUUCUGGAGUGCCCUGAGUGCGGAUCUUACCAUUAUGGCUUAGAGAUGGAGGAGGAGAGCGAGAAAGACUUGGCAGGCUGGGAAAUCAGUAAUUCACUUCCCAACAUUGCAAAUGUGAUUUCCAGCAACUAGCAUAAUUUUUAGCUUGCUAAAGGUUUCUGUAGGUUAGCAGCUCUUGCGCAACUUACUCGUGAAGCUGUCGAGAGCUCAUGCGCUGUAAUAAACAGGAUAAUAAAACUGUAGCGUUGGAAGGAACCCUGUGGGUUAUCUAGUCCAACCCCCUGCAAUGCAGGAAUCUCCAGGACAGACAGCCAUCCAACCUCCGUUUAAAAACAUCUAAUGAACGAGAGUCCACCACCUUCAUUUCACCACCACUGCACAUGGUAAUAUUUUAAUUCUGAAUUUUCAAAAGUUUUCGCCACGCACCCUGGGACCCGCAGGUUGGAGGGCAGGUAAUAAUGACACUAAUUGUUAAAAGGCCAAAUGGCAGACUUGGGGAAAUGGAACGCUUCCCUGCCAGAAUGUUGCGUCAGAGGCAAAAUGUCUUCCAAAAUAAACAAGUUCAACGCUCAUCAGUAUUCUAGAAGAUCCAGGUUGGGAAGACAUGUUUGGAGAGAGGUGGUGCCAAUUCAGGUCUGGAGAGACACAGAUAGCAGAAGGCAGAAAAAGCAACGCAAUAUCCACAUGAGGAUUGUGUCUUAAAGGGAAACAAAAAAGGAUUGUGCUGUUGUUCACGUCUUCUGUGCUUCGCUCUUUUUCCAACAGGUGCUCACCACUUGGCGAAUCUAUCUCUUUGGGCUAAAGGUACCAGCCAAGGUGAGUAGAGGAACAAAUGAGAGAUUUUGUGUGUGUGUGUGUGUGUGUGUGUGUGUGAUUUAAAAUACAUUUAUACCUCUUUACACACCGUACAUUUAAAGCACAACAAAGUACAGUUUUCUGUUUGGGAAUUGUAACUCUGUGAUGGAUAAACUACAGUUCCCACGAUUCUUUUUGGGAAAUAAAGUGCUUUAAAUGUAUCAUUGUGUACAAUCCUAUCUCUGAGCAGUGAGAGACUCUUUGGGUCCCAGUGCUUACCCCAGAGUUCGGUUUCCUUGGGACGAAGGUCCUUAGGGACAAUGGUGUUUUUAAGAUAAACGGUUUUAUUUAUACACAUGACCUGGCUCACUCCCAGAGAUCUUGCUUCCCCAUUAGGUUCUCAGGGAAGCCCCAAAUAGAUCCCUUUGGGAUCUAGCACACAGAAAGAGAAGCCUCUGGGUCUCCGGCUUCCAGUGUCAGCCAAAAAAACAUACACCUUGGCCUAUUGUUCUCCAUCGGGUGAGGUGGGAGAAGGCCCGUCUCCAUGGCAACAGGGCAACCUCUUUGGACAUGUAAAUGGCGGUACUUAACUGGCCAGCUAAAGCCGUUACCUUCACAAAGGAACUGGCUUGGGUUUCUUCUUAUCCAUUCUAACCUCACGGGUACAGGAUCACAGGCUUAGAAGGGACCUCUGGGUGUCAUCCAGACUGACCCUUGAGGCGUUCCCAAAGUAAAGGAAGGAUUGAACUCUGAUUAAUAAGAAUACACACAGAGGCUUGAACCAGCAAGACUCUGGGAAGGGUGCAUAUAAUCAUCUCUGUCUCCACCCUCCGUCCCAGGUCAUUUUAUUCACAAAAGAACUUUUUACAGAGUGUUCGUAAGAGCCAAUCAGAUUUCUUCUGAGCAUUUCAACAAACCCCACGUGGGGACAAAGUUAAACUACCAAAACUAAUUAAGCACACAUAUUUCUGGGGUAAACAAAACAGAACUACAAAGGAGUGCAUUUGGCAACCCCUGAGGUCAUAAACAAGCAAUACACAUGAUAAGAAGGAUGGCCAGGAAGACAGCGAUCAUUAUCACCUUCAGGUGAGAUCUAUUUCCUGGCCCUAAGAUUAACAUAUCGGAAAAGCUACAUCAACGAAACUUGCCCACUAUCUUUAUGGCCCAGGAUGCCUUCCUGGCAAGCAACUGGAAGUAACUGGGCUGCAUACGUGACUGGUCAAGAAAGAGAAAUGGGCAGUAGAGAAAAUGGCCAGAGAUGCAGAGGGUUGUGGGAUUUGAUCAGAAAUUAUUGUCAAUGAAUUAAACCCAGUCAACACAAUGCAUUCAUCGUGGACACAAUGGCUUGAUGCAUAUUUUAUAAUUCCUCAUGGUAAUCCCACCUGACCCCACACUCUGGAUAUUUGCACUCCUACAGACCCUCCCCAAACCUAUAGCAGUAUGAUGCGUAUGCAGCCUAACAGUCAUAGCUUCCUCCAGAAAAUCCCGGGAACUGUAGUUUAUUUAUUUGUUAUUACAUUUAUAUAGCCACCUUUAUCUUCCAAGGAUCUCUAGGCUUCUGGCUCUCCUCCUCCAUAUUUCAUCCUUACAGCAACCCUGCGAGGCGGUUGUUUAUCCCUCAGAGAGCUACAAUUCACAGCAUCCUUAAAACUCCCGUUCCCAGGAUUCUUCAGGGGAGGUUAUGCGCUUUGAACGUGCGCCGUGGGCGCGACAUUCGCUUCUGUCGCGUCGCAAAAAGUGACUCUUCUUUUCCCUCCUGCACAGCUCGAAUGCUCGUUCAAUGUCCUGGAGAUCCGAGCCUUAAAUGCCCUGCAUCACAACCAGGUAGGAGCAAGGGGCAUCUCCCGCAAAGGGGUGCUCUUACGAUACAAUCAUCUUUAUUGUCAUUGUCCCAUACAGAACAACGGAAUUGAAAAAAUCUACAUCAGACAUUCAAAAACCAACAAGCUUCCUAUCCCAGCUAUCCCAGCCUGGUUAACCCCCUAAAAACUCUGAUACCCCAUAAUUAAAUACAAUAUACUCCCACAGAGACUACCUUACACUGCAUUUAAAACCAAAAUUGCAUUUGGAUAGAAACUGUUUCUCAGGUGGCUAGUCCUAGUCUUUAUAACCCUGUACCUUCUUCCAGAUAAGGGACACGGGUGGCGCUGUGGGUUAAACCACAGAACCUAGGACUUUCCAAUCAGAAGGUCGGUGGUUCAAAUCCCCGUGAUGGAGUGAGCUCCCGUUGCUCGGUCCCUGCUCCUGCCAACCUAGCAGUUCGAAAGCACGCCAAAAAGUGCAAGUAGAUCAAUAGGUACCACUCCGGCGGGAAGGUAAAUGGCGUUUCUGUGCGCUGCUCUGGUUCGCCAGAAGCGGCUCAGUCAUGCUGGCCACAUGACCCGGAAGCUGUACGCCGGCUCCCUCAGCCAAUAAAGCGAGAUGAGCGCCACAACCCCAGAGUCGGCCACGACUGGACCUAAUGGUCAGGGGUCCCAUGACCUUCUUCCAGAAGGCAGAAGCUGAAAGAGAUCAUUUCCGGGGUGCGCACUAUCCUGCGCUAUCUCUGCAGCUUUCUUAUGGCACCUGGAAGCAUAGAUUUGAUCCAAGGUGGGAAGAGUGCACCCAAUUAUUCUCUCCGCAGUCUUUACAACCCUGGACAGCAUUGUUUUCCCCCGGACUGUGCAGUUCCCAAACCACACAUGAUGGCGACAUUGGUGUCUGUCGGGUGCUGACGCCUUUUGCCUUCCUUCCGCAUUCAGAUCCUGGUGGAGACGGAGAAGGCCAACUACAGCUUGAAAUUCCCCACCCCGGAAAGCGCUGACCAGGUCACGAGGCAUGUCAACACUUCCUUAGCCAAAAUCUUCCCUAGCCCAGCCUCUGUGUGAGUAUGAAGAAGCCGUAGGGUGGGGAGAACAUUGGCUGCGGGUGGCGGGGUUGCCAAAUUCAGUCGUUCGCCAUAACAGCGCCUCUCACGACAACUUGUGUGUGUGGGCGUGAGCAGAGGACCAAGGUGUGCUUCCGUGUUGUGGAAAACAUGGAGGCGACGACGAUGAUGAUGAUGAUGAUAAACUACGGUGGUACCUCAGGUUACAUACGCUUCAGGUUACAGACUCCGCUAACCCAGAAAUAGUACCUCGGGUUAAGAACUUUGCUGAGAACAGAAAUCGUGCUCUGGCGGCCCGGCGGCAGUGGGAGGCCCCAUUAGCUAAAGUGGUACCUCAGGUUAAGAACAGUUUCAGGUUAAGAACGGACCUCUGGAGCGAAUUAAGUACUUAACCCGAGGUACCACUGUCUAGAAAAGACCAGAGUCACACAGCACAAUUCAAAGUGUUGGUGUUGACCUUUUAAGCCCUAAACGGCCUCGGUCCAGUAUACCUGAAGGAGCGUCUCCACACCCAUCGUUUUGCCUGGACACUGAGAUCCAGCUCCGAGGGCCUUCUGGCGGUUCCCUCAUUGCGAGAAGCAAAGCUACAGGGAACCAGGCAGAAGGCCUUCUUGGUAGUGGUGCCUGCCCUGUGGAACGCCCUCCCAUCAGAUGUCAAAGAGAUAAAACAACUACCUGACAUUUAGCAGACAUCUGAAGGCAGACCCAGUUCAGGGAAGUUUUUAAUGUGUGGCAUUUUAAUGUAUUUUUAAUCUUUGUUGGAAACUGCCCAGAGUGGCAGGGGAAACCCAGCCAGAUGGGCAGGGUACAAAUAAAUUAUUAUUAUUAUUAUUAUUAUUAUUAUUAUUAUUAUUAUUAUUUUAUUUCUUGUCUGUGUGGAACUGACUUCCCUUCCUAAAUUCUAAUGUGGAAUGUAUAGGAUUUUCACCACAGAGAUGCUAAAGGCUAGACUAGCAGCCUUCCCUCGCACCCGGUACCCUCCAGACAUCCAAUUUCUUGAGCUUUCAUCCUGAUCUGCUUGUGCAUAGCUUUAAUUGCGCACCCAGCAUUAAUUCUGAUUUGUCUGCAGGGUGUUUAUGCAAUAGCUCCAUGGCUAGGUGCUUCUGAAAACCAGUUGCUGGAAGCCGCAGGAGGGGGAAGUGCCGUGUUUCUGUUGCCCUCAGGUCUUGCUUGCGGGUUUUCCUUGCUUGGCCGCUGCGAGAACAGGCUGCUGGACUAGAUGGGCCCCUGGCCUGAUCCAGCUGCCAGUCUCUUCUCAUGCUUUUAGACGUCUCCCCAUUAGCAAUCCAUAGCCCAUCAUUCUCCAAGCCACAAAAAGUCUUUCUCUUUUUUAAAGUGGAUUUUUUAAAAAAUGCUAGGGCGUGAGAGUGCUUCAGACCACUUUAUAUCUGCGAAUCUCCAAACUCCCGGAAUGCACUUGACUCCCUCUUGUGCGCCCCACAACUCCUGUUCAUUCCAGCCAGGCGCCAGGGGCGCUGGGAGUUGUAGUUCAACUUGAUUUGGAGGUUAGAAGAGGUUGGCACAGAGAGAGACCACCCUGUGCCUGCUGAGAAAUAUAGCUUUUGACAGUGGGGUUUCUCCCCCACCCCCCAAAUUGUUUUCACACUAAUUGAUUUCUAUCUUCUGGGGUUAACAACAUCCUUGCAGUGGCGGAGAUGGCUUGGCCCCCAAAGCCACCCCCCCCUCGUACCUACGGGACCGCCUCUCCUGGUAUGUCCCACGGAGGAACUUACGGUCUUCAAAUAAAAACAUCUUGGAGGUCCCAGGCCACGGAGAGGUUAGGCUGGCCUCAACCAGAGCCAGGGCUUUUUCGGACGUGGCCCCGAUCUGGUGGAACGCUCUGCCCCAAGAGACUAGGGCCCUGCGGGACUUGACAUCUUUCCGCAGGGCCUGCAAGACAGAGCUGUUCCACCAGGCCUUUGGCCAGGGCACAGUCUGACCCCCUCCUUUGGCAAUCCUCACAGAACUCUAGCCCAAUGGUUGCUGUUGGUUUGAUUUGAAUUAAUUUUAUAAUGAAUGGUUUUAGAGUGUUGUGUUGUGUUGUACUGUUGUACUGUUUUAUUGUUGUUAGCCGCCCUGAGCCCGGCUUCGGCUGGGGAGGGCGGGAUAUAAAUAAAAUUUAUUAUUAUUAUUAUUUAUUAUUAUUAUUAUUUUGUCAUGCCUCACCCUUAAUCCCAGAAAGCCUGACUCCAUGGUUGUUCUGGUGCCCCCCCCCCCAUCGCUGGUGUCUCAUAAGCAGAGCCCUGCUGGAACAGGUCAAAGGCCCCUGUGGCGCAAUGGGCAAUGCAUCUUGCUGUUGACCCGAAGGUUGGUGGUUCGAGCCCACCAGGGGCGGCUGUGGGCAGGAUGCCUGCAUUUCAGGGGGGUUGGACUAGAUGACCCUCGGGGUCCCUUCCAACUUCUCAAUUCUAUGAUUCUAAGAGUGGGGGGUGGGAAACCUAGUCCAGUAUCCUGUUCUCACAGAAGCCGCAGCGCGAAGCCCAAAAACAGGACCAGCGUGAAACAGUGGCAAAGCUCUCUCCCUGCUUGCAAUCCCCAGCAACUUGUAGGGCUCCAUUUCCUGACCCAGACAGCUGAGUUCUCUUGCAGGGGGAUUUAAAAAAACCCUUUUUGAAAGAGUGGAAGGAGGAGGCAGGCAAACAGGCGACAAGCUGUUAGGUCGGGGCGGGCAGACGUUUGGCCCUCCGGACAUUGCUGAACUACUGCUGCCGUCAUCGCUGGCCAUUGGCAGUGCUUGCCGGCACUCAUGGGAGUUGUGGUUUGGCAACACCCGGAGGGACCGAAAAGGGUCCCCCACCGCUGCGUUAGGGAAGAGGCGACCCCCAAAUUUUCAGGGGUGUGCGCAUAUCCCUCGCAAUUUCAGUGUGGCAGAGUGGUUUAUGGAGAGUAGGCCUAGGAGUUCAAAUCUCUGCUCAGCUAUGAAUCUUUACUGGGUGACCCUGGGACAGUCACAGUUUCCCAGCCUAACUUAUCUCACCGGGUUAGGAUGUCCCUAUUUUCAUCGGAGAAAUGUUGAAAGGUGUGGAUUAUUGUGAGGAUUAAAGGGGGGGAACCACGGAUACCACUUUAAGCUCCUUGGAGAAUGGACGAGUGGAUCAAUAACUUGUCGUGCUUGUGUGAUGCAGUAUUUAGACAAGACUAUCAGAUCAGUUAAAGCUUGGUGGUGGUGGUGGGACUGUUAAUAUGAUUAUUUUAUUGUUAUGCUGUCCAUUGUUGUGCUUUUUUAUUACAGUGGUAUCUCGGUUUUUGAGCUUCUCAGAAGCCAAACGUUUUGGCUUUCGAACACCGAAAACCCGGAAGUAAUUGCUUCCAUUUUCGAACACGCCUUGGAAGUUGAACAUGUUUUUCCACUGCACGUUUUUCAGUUUUUCCAAUUGAACUUGCAGCCAGCCCUUUGCGCCUCGGUUUUCAAACAUUUUGGAAGUCGGACGGUCAUCUGGAACGUAUUACGUUCGAGAACCGAGGUACCACUGUACUAUGCUCCGUAAAAUGUGUGUUUAAUGUCGUACACCAUUACACUGAGAUCUUUUGAUAAAGGGCAGUAUAUAAAUCGAAUAAACGAUAACAAAAUAACUCAGGCAAUGCCUUCCUUCUCCUCCCCUUGUCGCAGCUGCCUCAUACGCCAUGGGACCGUGGAGACCCCAGAGACGCCGCGGGACAUGUCCCCCAACUCUGAAAGCUCCAGCUCCACGACGCACAGCAUUUGCGGUGAGGGGGGAAGAUGGGGAGGCGAGGGAGGGGGAAUGUUCCGGAACCUGCCAGGGUUUUCCUCCCGCUUCCCAGCGCCCUUUGCGUCCCAGAGAGGCAGGUGGUGCGAUCUUCAUUCACAGGAAAUUAUAUGAAAUUUUAAUUACAGCCGCUGCAUUAUGCACUUAACCCACUGACCCGAAUCCCGGAAGGGGUGUCCUGAAGAAAACACAAAUUGCUUUCCUGGAUCGGGCAGAAAAGUGCAUUUAGCCCAGCCUUCUGUCUCCAGGGCUAGCAGCCAAAUUGGCCUCAGAGGCCCAGAACCCAGGCUUGGCGGUCAGAGGGAUCCUCUCAAGCCUGCCUCUUAACAACGGGUAAUCAAAGGUAUAUUGCAUCAAGGCAGGCAGAGGUUUUCAGCCUUUCUGAGUCCACGGCUCCCUUGAUCAACUGCAUUCUUUCUGCGGCACCCCUGUGGGGCUCAGGAGCCCAGUUAUGUUACCCCUUGCCCUUCACCCCUUUUCAAACGCCCUUCUCUCGGAUUCCCCUCCUUGGGGAGUCCUCUGGGCAGCCGUUCCGGGUCUCUGAGCUGCCCCCCAUGCCCCAUAGAUAGGUGCUUCUUCACACUGCCCCACAGGGGCCUGGGACUUGCCUGUCCACUCCCAACGUGGGUCGUAUGUGGCCUGGGACCCAUGUACCUAUGGGACCGCCUCUCCUGGUAUGCCCCGCAGAGGACCUUAAGGUCCACAAACGACAACACUUUGGAGGUCUCAGGUCGCAAGGUGGUUAGAUUGGUCUCAACUAGGGCCAGGGCCUUUUCAGUACUGGCCCCGACUUGGUGGAACGCUCUGUCACAAGAGACCAGGGCCCUGCUGGACUUGACAUCUUUCCGCAGGGCCUGCAAGACGGAGCUGUUCCGCCUGGCCUUUUGUUUGGACUCAGUCUGACCCUUAUGUCUUCCCUCCCCUUAUGGUUUUGAUUAAUAAUAAUAAUAAUAAUAAUAAUAAUAAUAAUAAUAAUAAUAUUUAUAUCCCGCCCUCCCCAGCCAAGGCUGGGCUCAGGGCGGCUGACAAGCAAUAAUAAAAACAAGUUGAAUGAAUACAACUUAAAAACAAGAUUAAAAUACAACAUUAGGACAUUGAAACAUUAAAAUGCAGCCUCAUCACAGGAGGAGAAAGGGCUACUACUAAAAUGAGGCUGCAUUUUAAAUUGUAUUUUAACUCAUAUUUUAACCCGUAUUUUAAUGAACUGUUUUUCUCUUUUUCUAUUGCGUUUUAUUGUAAUUUUAUUGGUGUUAGCCGCCCUGAGCCCGGCUCUGCCAGGGAGGGCAGGGUAUAAAUAAAAAUUAUUAUUAUUAUUAUUAACAGCAAGGGCUGAGGCCAGCACCUGACUCACUUUGGGAGGCAGCAGUGGACCCUGCCAGGCCUGCAUGGUGGAAAGGCUCCCCCUCAGCACUGGCAGGCAUUGCACACAGCAAGCCCAAGAAAGGCCAGCACAGCGCCUGCCUGCCUGCCUGCCUGCCCAGCUUCCCACCUAUCUGUCCAUUCCCAACAGCAAGCGCUGGCAGACUGACUGGCCGGACUCCCUCACCCACUUGCCUGCUUACUCUGAGGCCGCCUCAGCUGCUGCCAACCAGCCCCCCCUGGCCAGCCCCAGAGGCACCAUUUGCCUGCGGAGCUUGUAGCCAGGGCUGCUGCAACAAACAGCUGUGCAAGCCUUUGGGGGGCAGAGACAUGAGAGGGCGUCAGAGGAUGGAGGGAAGGAAAGAAAUUUAAAAAUUAAUCCAGAAUGCGGCAGCCAGACUGGUGACGGGAAGCGGCCACCAAGACCAUAUAACACCUGAAAGACCUGCAUUGGCUCCCAGGACGUUUCCGGGCGCAAUUCAAAGUGUUGGUGCUGACCUUUAAAGCCCUAAAUGGCCUCAAAGGCCCAGUAUACCUGAAGAAGAAGAAGAAGAAGAAGAAGAGUUUGGAUUUGAUAUCCCGCCUUUCACUCCCUUUAAGGAGUCUCAAAGCAGCUAACAUUCUCCUUUCCCUUCCUCCCCCACAACAAACACUCUGUGAGGUGAGUGGGGCUGAGAGACUUCAAAGAAGUGUGACUGGCCCAAGGUCACCCAGCAGCUGCAUGUGGAGGAGUGGAGACUCGAACCCGGUUCCCCAGAUUACGAGACUACCGCUCUUAACCACUACACCACACUGGGUCUUCACCCCCAAGGAGCGUCUUCACCCCCAUCGUUCAGCCCAGACACCAAGGGCCUUCUGGCGGUUCCCUCACUGCGAGAAGUGAUGUUACAGGGAACCAGGCAGAGGGCCUUCUUGGUAGUGGCGCCCGUCCUGUGGAAUGCCCUCUCACCAGAUGUCAAGGAAAUAAACAACUAUUUUAUUUUUUAAAGGCAUCUGAAGGCGGCCCUCUUUAGGGAAGUUUUUAAUGUUUGACGCUGUAUUGUUUUUGAAAUUUGGUUGGAAGCCGCCCAGAGUGGUUGGGGAGACCCAGUCAGAUGGGCGGGGUAUAAAUAAUAUAUUAUUAUUAUUAUUAUUAUUAUUAUUAUUAUUAUUAUUAUUAGAGGGACAGAGGCCAGUACUGCCCACGUCCCCCUGACUAUCAUUCAAGGCACCCCAGGGUGUCACAGCACACUGGUUGAGAACGACUGAAGACAGGGAAGCUCCAUGUCAGCCUAAGACAUGGGUAGGCAAACUAAGGCCCGGGGGCCGGAUCCGGCCUAAUCGCCUGCGGAUGGUCCGGGAAUCAGCAUAUUUUUACAUGAGUAGAAUGUGUCCUUUUAUUUAAAAUGCAUCUCUGGGUUAUUUGUGGGGCAUAGGAAUUCAUUCAUUCCCCCCACCCAAAAUAUAGUCUGGCCCUCCACAAGGUCUGAGGGACAGUGGACCGGCCCCCUGCUGAAAAAGUUUGCUGACCCCUGGCCUAAGAGAUUCCAUUUUCUCGCUGCCUGAGACAAAUAGGGGUUUUGGGGAGGUUUGGAUUGAAUUUGACAGUGACUCCCAAAUCCCCCCCCCCAACGGAUGACUUCAAAAUUCCUAAGGGUCUUGACGGACCACUUAAAUUGUUUUUCUACCUGUGGUAGCAUUUGUAAUGUACUGUGCUAGGGAAUUAAUGCUUCUUAAUCUUGUUUUUAUCACUCCUUUUAUUUCUCACACCCUUCAUUUUAUUGUAUUGCGAUUUCAAUCCCACAGAAUCCAAAUUGCAAUACAAUAAAACCAAAUGUGAGUGAUAAAGAUCCAAUUGCAAAUCAAUAGGAGCCUUGAAUGCGACGGGUGUGCCGCUCCCGUCUCCAAACACCAAAUCCACAAACCACCUGAAUGAAGUUUGUGGAUUGCUGGUGGUCCACAGACUACAGCUUGGGAACCUCUAGUCUGAUAGAUUUUCAAAGCUCUUCCGAGCCAGCCUUUGCCGCUGCGUCUUGUGGCUUGGAGUUCCACAUGCUGUUUUGCAUGGGGCAAGGCUUCCUUUUGCUUCUCCUGCGCAAACCAGCAUGCUUGCAGCCGACCAAGAUAAAGAUAGCACACCAGCUAUUUAACAGCAGUCGAUAUUGGGUGGGUGGGUAGGGGGAUAUAUGAUCCUGUGACCCACAUGUGUGGGGUGAAUAACCAAAGAAUCGGUGGGUGUCUAGAUUCAAAAUGCUGGGCUUUACACACUCUUUAGCAGAAGAGGAGCCCCAGCAGCAGAAUUUAAACUCACAACAUUAAGCAGCAGUAUCGUGGAGAACGCAGCCUCUUGAACCCCUUUCAUAUCCCAUUUAGUUGCAUACAGCGCUCCCCAUUUUCUACCCCUCCAAGCAUUGAUCAGACUACACCAGUUUAGUAAACUUAAAAUGCUUUACUUACUAAAUGUUCCAAAAGUCAGAUUUGUGCAUUUAUCCAAGCAGCAGCAAGGAGAACACGGGCAGAAUAUUCUUGGGCAGAAAAUACAGAAAGAUAUCUUCAAACACAUGCUCCGAGCAUGUGUUUCUCAGGGAGAAAACGUCCUCCCUGGUGGAUGACAUGGCACAGAAAGGAAGGAACAGGAAGAGAAGGCUUCACUUCCCCUCACUGGAGAAAAGGGGGUGUGACCUAGCUGAGUCUAGGAAUCGGCCUCUGUGGUCUUAACCCCUUCACGCAUUAACUAGCACUCGUGCAUAGUUAUGGUUGACUGCAAUUUCCCACACACCUUGGCGAAAGAAAUGCAUUUUGCAGGGAGGAAGAACCAAGAGAGGCAUGAAGAGGGCGAAGGAGGAAGUAGUGUCACGCAGGCACAGUCUCAGAUUUCUUGGGGGAAACUUUGGAGAGAAGGGGACUUAGGCAGCUGUGGGAAGCUUCAGUCUCUGCAACAGCUUCAUAGGACUUAACAGAUGGACAUAAAAACCAGUUAAGAGACUUAUGCUGCAAGAUUGGAAAGGCAGUCCUGGUUGGAUGAAAAUCUGACCUGCUUACACCUGUCCGUUUCGUUUAGACAUCUCUUUAGACUGCUGAUAUUAAUGUACAAAUUUAAAGCACGAUGGAUGAAAUAUUCCUAUUACCCAUCGGCUUUUAUUGUAGUGGCUUUAAUAAUUAUUAUCUUUUCACAACGACAAUGAUUUUCAUAUUUAAAAAAAAUAAAAAAUAAAGGGAAAGGAAAACAUUGGGUUGGAUUCAAGUUUUCCUCACCAGGAGGGGAGAACCAUGUCCGCCACCUUUUUUUGCUCCUUGGAGAAAAAAGGUGAAAUGGGAAUGCAAGAUACAAAGAAGUUGGCCGUGUCGAUUGGUUUCUGUGGGUCUUCUCUGAGUAGGACUUACGCCAGACGUUCGGGUUGUAUUCCACUGGCUUUCCCUCAGAGCACACCCGCCGGGUUGAACAGCCGUGGCGAAUUCAGGCCUGUGAAUUCCAGUAGGUCUACUUGGAGUAACAGUUAGCUGAAAGAUGAGAAUGUUUACAAGAAGGAGGCCUUCGUACGGAGGAUCCUGAGCGAUAAUAUGCGCCCUUUUGCUUUUCCUCAGGAGGCUUUUCGGAAACCUACGCGGCUCUCUGCGACUACAACGGACACUCUUGCCGCGAGGAGGUGCAGUGGGUAAGUCGUUGGACCCGAUUCUGAGGUGCCCUCUCCGAUAACCUUGAGCAGAGAGACCCCCUUCGCCAGAGCAAGGGGGUUAGCGAUUGUAUCCUGAAAAAGAAACCGCCAGGAAAGUAGCAGUUGCUCAGGAUGUGGCUGCUUUGCGGCUUUCUCACCUCCUUGCUCGCCACAAGGCCUUUUAGGUGGAGCAACUCACACAGGGUGGCAGUUCCCCCCCCCCUUCCGCCUCGCCCAGGGGUUUGGUGCAAAUCGAGACACCUUCGCUCGGUUUCCAAAACCCUCAUUUCCUGCUCUUCUGCUCAGAAACAAUAUGCAAAUCUGCUCUGGGAGGUUUCUGGGCAAAUGUGACAGGCAAAUCCAGGUCACAGUCAGUGAUGAUGGCAGCCUUGGAAAAAUAUGUGUGUGUUUUUUUUGGUGGGGGGGUUGUAGCGGGAAGUUUGGGCUGGAAAUAGAGAACCUGGGGGGUGGAGAAGAUCUGGCAGCAGAAUGGUUUCGUGUGUGUUUUGUGGGUGUAUGAAGAUGGAUAUAUUAUCUUGGUUUUUGUGGUGGGUUUACCUCUUCCUCCAUUCAAAACUCUGAAACUCACUGGCUCAUCUUGAGCCUACCUCACAGGAUUGUUGUGGGGGGACAGGACAGGAGGAGAAAACCUUUUUAUGUUGCCCUGAGCUCCUUAAGGGAAACUAUAUUAAUCAUCAACUGAUUUCUUUUCUUUCUGGCUACCAUCUUAUCCUGUAGGACGUUGACACAAUUUACCAUUCCGAAGACAACCGGGAAUUCAACCUCCUCGAUUUCUGUCACCUGGAAAGCCGGUAAGGAGAAGCCACGUAAAACCAUCUCUGUUAAUAAUAAUAAUAAUAAUAAUAAUAAUAUAUUAUUUCUACCCUGUCCAUCUGGUUGGGUUUCCCCAGCCACUCUGGGCGGCUUUGAACAUUAAAAACUCGCAUACCCCUACCCUACCCUGGUCCACCCUCCAUGUAGCCCCACAGACCUCAAAUCCAUCCUCAAACUGCUAUGCGCUCACUAGGUGACCUUAGGCAAGUGCCUCAGUCUCUCCCCCUUCUAUCUGCAGUAUGGGUCUAAUAGUGCCGGCCUACCUUGGAAGGCUGUUGUGAAGAUUGCCUUGUGAAGCACCCAGGUCACCCACACCAUACAUUUAAAGUACACGGCUUCCCCCAGAGAAUUCUGGGAGCUGUGGUUUGUGGAGGGUGCUGGGAAUUGUAGCUUGGGCCAGGGGCAAACUGCAGUUCCCAGGCUUCCCCUGAGGGGAAGCGAUGUGCGUUAAGUGUACAGCCAGUGCCAGAUUUAUGUAUAAGCUAAACAAACUAUAGCUUAGGGGCCCCCUCUCUUGAGGGCCCCCAAAAAAAUUAAAAGAAAAAAAACCCUGGAUCUACAUUUCCAAAAUACAAGAUAAAACACAAAUAAAAUGGCUUUAGAUACCUAUUAGGUCCGUAAGUAUAGCAUAUAUUCAACACAAACAACAGCAACAAUUUGUUGUUGACAAAGGACAACUGGACAUAUAAAGGGCCCCAUUACCUUCAGUAGUUGAUGGCCUCAUCAAACCUAAAUCCAGCCCUGUUGGGCCAACAUAAUUAACAGGGCACUGAAAUAUUAAAGAGGUCGAAACGAAACAUUGCUAAGGGAAGUCGGAUAUAAAACACGCAUUUCAAACGGCACAAUUAGCAAGAGAAUAAAAUCAGAAUAGAAGGUAUCUGCUGCUGUCGCCGAUGGUGGUUCAUGGUGGGCAGAAGCGGCUGCAGAAGCUCGGGCCCCGUGACUUGAGUCUGCACUGAGAGGCAGCCAAGAUUGGCUCAGCAGCCUUAGCUUUUUGCAGCUGGAGUCAGUCCAGGCAAGGAUUUGCCACUCCCUCCCCUAAUCCCAUUUCCCUCUCCCCCCUUUCUGCUUCUCCUCGCAGGGACUUGGCUCUGAUCGUGGCUGCUUUGGCAUACAACCAGUGGUUCACCAAACUCUACUGCAAGGACUUGCGGCUGGUAGGUCUCCCAAACCGUGGGCAGGCGGCUGGGUGCUGAUUGGGUCUGGAGGCAAGGAGGCUACCACUAGGUGGCACCAGAGCCCACAACCGGCAGAGCCAAGUAAUUAAAGUUUGGUCCUCCUCUCUGCCGAGUCCUGCAAAGGCCACUCUUGAGACGAAGGAGGAGGAAUUCUGACAGCCAAUGAAAACCCCGGGACUGGUUGUUAAGCAGGAAGGCAAGUCGGGGGCUGGCCGACAGCAGUGCAGUGUAGUGGUUAGCGUGCCAGACUAGGAUCUGGGAGAGACCAGGGUUCAAUUUCCUGCUUGGCCCACAAAGCUCACUACUGGGUGACCCUGGGUCAGUCUCACUGCCUCUCAGCCUAAGGCAAAGGUAAAGGGACCCCUGGCCAUUAGGUCCAAUCGUGGCCAACUCUGGGGUUGCGGCGCUCAUCUCGCUUUAUUGGCCGAGGGAGCCGGCGUACAGCUUCCGGGUCAUGUGGCCAGCAUGACUAAGCCGCUUCUGGUGAACCAGAGCAGCGCACGGAAACGCCAUUUACCUUCCCGCCGGAGCAGUACCUAUUUAUCUACUUGCACUUUGACGUGCUUUCGAACUGCUAGGUUGGCAGGAGCAGGGACUGAGCAACGGGAGCUCACCCCGUCGCGGGGAUUCGAACUGCUGACCUUCUAAUCGGCAAGCCCUAGGCUCUGUGGUUUAACCCACAGCGCCACCCGCGUCCCUGCCUCUCAGCCUAGCCUACCUCGAAAGGCUGUUGUGGGAAUUUAAAUGAGCAGGGAGAACUUGUGUACACCACUUUGAGCUCCUUGGAGGGAGAAAGGUGGGGGUAAAAAUGCAGUAAAAUAAAAAUAAAUUUUAAAAAGAAUGAUUGCCUCCACUGAAAGGAACCAAGUGGGUGCGCGGAACAAAGAAUUUCCUUCAAUCUUAGGAUAACCCACACCUGGGAUUUUUGCUCCUCCGCCAGUCUUAGAGGCACAGGUGCCGGUUCAGAGGAAUGGCUGCCAGCUUUGGCAAUAAUAAUAGUAAUAAUAAUAAUUUAAUAUGUGUACCUGCCCAUCUAGCCGGGUUUCUGCCGCCACUCUGGGCGGCUUCCAACAGAAGGCAUCAGCGAUGCUCGCUCCAGGUUUGCCCUUAGCGUCGCCUCCCACCGUUAACUCCCUUAUAAUAAUAAGGAAUAAGAAUAAUAGUAAUAAUAAUAAUAAUUUGAUACAGUGGUACCUCGGGUUAAGUACUUAAUUCGUUCCGGAGGUCCGUUCUUAACCUGAAGCACUUUAGCUAAUGGGGCCUCCUGCUGCCGCUGCGCCCUGGAGCACGAUUUCUGUUCUCAUCCUGAAGCAAGGUUCUUAACCUGAAGCACUAUUUCUGGGUUAGCGGAGUCUGUAACCUGAAGCGUAUGUAACCCGAGGUAGCACUGUAUGUGUACCUGCCCAUCUAGCUGAGUUUCUGCCACCACCCUGGGCGGCUUCCAACAGAAGGCAGCAGCGAUGCUCAGUCCAGGUUUGCCCUCCCGCCGUUUACUCCCUUCCCACCCCGUUCAAAGCACCCACCAAAACCUUCCCUGGCACCCACACCUCUUCUUUCCUCCCUAGGGCUCCGAGGUCGCUGAGCAGGUUCUUCACACGGUGAGCAAAUCCCACCACCUAGAGGAGCUGGUGCUGGACAAUGCGGGGUUAAAAACGUGAGGCAUUGCUAGAUUCACCUUUGCGCCGCUGCAUGCGGAUUGGGGGCGGGGGAGAGAGAGUCUUCCGGUUUCCGUAGGUUCCUUUCGGCCGGGACCAAGCCCAUGCGCGAUGCUGAGGGUAUGCCGCAAAGUUCGGGUCCAGUUUUUGCGGUGUGUACCUUCAGCACUGGACUUUCUGCACAUUGCUGUACUUUCAGUCUCAGAGAGCCUAUCGCUAUUUCUAUUACUAUUUCAUCACUUGCAGUCUGCACCGGUGGGAGGGGCUUGGUUGAAUGGGAGGGGCUUAGUGGAAUGGGAGGGGCUUGGUGGAAUGGGAGGGGCUUGUGGAUGGUAUCCCCUGAUGUUUCCUGUUCUGGGCACGUAAUGCAGGUCUUUCUGUACCUGCGCACUCACACCUUUUCAAAGAAAUAUUCAAAUAUCCCAGUAAUGUCAUUUGAAGGUUGCAGGUUUUCCUCCCCGUAUGGGGCAGCUGCGUAUUCCUGCAUCGCAGCGGGUUGGACUAAAUGAUCCUCAGGGUCCCUUCCAACUCUGCAAUCCCACAAUUCUUUGAAUACUCUGGGGUUUUGCUGCAUUGCUGCAAUAAAAGCAUACCACCUUGCAAAGGUGUGUACACCCUAAAAGAUGGGUUUAAGGGGGGGAAAACAACCUGUAAAAUGAAUAUCAGUUGUGUAUACAAGCGCAUAUGCUAGCAGCCUUGUUUACCAUGGUUUGGAAUGGGCAAAAUUGAAGUUUAUUCUGGUUUCCUUGCGAGGGGAGAUAGUGAUUUCUUUCUUUUUGAAAAAAAAGAAAACAGUACUGAGACCUUGUGGAAGGGUGAUAUUCACCUGACUUAAGACUUCCACUAUCAUCUGUCUAUCUAUCAUCUAUCUAUCUAUCUAUCUAUCUAUCCAUCCAUCCACACCAGGCAUAGGCAAACUUGGCCCUCCAGAUGUUUUGAGACUACAAUUCCCAUCACCCCUGACCACUGGUCCUGUUAGCUAGGGAUCAUGGGAGUUGUAGUCCCAAAACAUCUAGAGGGCUGAACUUGCCUAUGCCUGAUACACACACACACACACACACACACACACAGCUGUACCUCAGGGUCACGGGUCCGAGCCCCACAUUGGGCAAAAGAUUCCUGCAUUGCAGGGGGUUGGGCUAGAUGACCCCCAGGGUCCCUUCCAACUCUGCCGUUCUGUCGUUCUGAUUUUAUGUGUAACUCCCUUCUAAACAUGCUGAGAUUCAAGCACAUCUUCCACAUGCGGCUGUGAGUAUCAGUUGGUUCCCUCAGGCUGCUGUGAAACAAUAUAGCAAGAGAGCUUUUUUUUUAAGCCUGAAAUUAAAUUUUAAGCAGCAAUUAAAUUUUUAUUUUUGAUUUUCAUUUUUAUACAUUUCAAUAAUCUUACAAUCGUUUUAACAUUUUGAAACUUGACUUCCUUCCCUCUCUUUCUGCGGUUCCUUAAAUAUUUUUUUUUAUAUUUUAUGCAUAUUACAAAUUAACUUACUCAUUUAUUUUUCUACUUUAAAUAUAUACUGUACUCACAUAAAAUGGUAGGCUAUUGCAAUAAUCCUGCCAAUGUUCUUAUCUGUAUACUGUUUGUUUGUAAAUAUUCGAUAAACCAUUUCCAGUCUUUUAUAAAAAGUUUGUUACCUUGAUUUCUUGUUUUUCUGGUAUUUUUCGCCAAUUCUCUGCAGUUUGGGUAGUUUUGUCCCUAUAAUUCCCAAAAGGAAAGCUUAUUAUUAUUAUUAUUUACAAAAGUUAUUUUAAACAUAUUUUUCAAUUCAUUAUAUAUCAUUGAAAAAUAUUGGCUGGCCUUUGGACGAUGACAACAUCACGUGGACACAGGGUGGGGGGGGGACGACCCCUUUUUGCAUUCUGAACAGAUUAAUCUGCUUUUAUUUUGCUUCAUAUCCCCAUUUUCGUCGGGAACUCAGCACGCAGAAAGCGGAGGUUUAACCCUUCCCUUCGCCAGCUGUGAUCCUGACGGAAAGCCGUCCUUUCCCACCACCUUCUUUCACCCCUGGUGACAAUUUUUAAUUCGGGAAGGGUUAAACCUGAUUUUAGAAUCGUGUGUGCAGUUUUGCAUCUGGAAGCCUUUGCGCUCUUGAGUUCAGCGGAUCUCAAGAAAGCGAUUGGUGGUACAUGCGUGUGUGUUCAAAAAAGAAGCUGUUAUAUACCUUCGUGCAAAUUAAUUGAAACAAACAAUGUAGUUUAUUGUACAAAACUCACUUAUACAUGUAUAAAACUCACAUAUACGUACAUUAGUAACGGAUAUGACCUUCGCUGUUUUUAAGCAGCAUUUGAACACGGUUUGGCAUGGAGUCUACUAGUUUUGAACAGUUACUGUUGAUUUUCGGAUCCCUGUGCCACACUUGAAUCAGCGCCUGAAUGGGCUUCUCUAUAGUCGUACAGUCUACAGCACGGAGGCGACUUUUGCACAUAGCCCACAAAUUUUCAAUGGGAUUUACGUCCGGGGAAUUCCCCGGCCAAUCAAGUACCUGUAUUUGCUGCUCUGUCAUGAAUUUCUUCAUCACUUUCAUGUGUGACAGGGGGCUAGGUCCUGCUGCAAUGCCCCAUUAUCAUCAGAAUUCCUCGGGUUAAGUACUUAAUUCGUUCUGGAGGUCCGUUCUUAACCUGAAGCACCACUUUAGCUAAUGGGGCCUCCUGCUGCUGCCGCGCCGUUGGAGCACGAUUUCUGUUCUCGUCCUGAGGCAAAUUUCUUAACCUGAGGUAAUAUUUCUGGGUUAACGGAGUCUGUAACCUGAAGCGUAUGUAACCUGAAGCGUAUGUAACCCGAGGUACCACUGUAACUCUUUUCCAUCUCUGGAGUACAGUGGUACCUUGGGUUACAUACGCUUCCGGUUACAGACUCCGCUAACCCAGAAAUAGCGCUUCAGGUUAAGAACUUUGCUUCAGGAUGAGAACAGAAAUCGCGCGGCAGCAGCAGGAGGCCCCAUUAGCUAAAGUGGUGCUUCAGGUUAAGAACAGUUUCAGGUUAAGUACGGACCUCCGGAACGAAUUAAGUACUUAACCCGAGGUACCACUGUAACUCUCGUAGAACCUCAAUAUAUUGUGGCGAGUGCAUCAUUCCUUCUAUUGGCUGCUGGCUUCUGACACCAUAAUGAUGAACUGGCUUUUUGUGUUUGUUUUGAGUACAGGAUUAUGGGUAAGAUAGAAAACAUGCUUUGUUUCAAUUAAUUUGCACAAGGGUGUGUAUGAACAAAUGCAACCAUCUUAAUUAUGAAAGGAGAUCUCACUCCUGUCUCAUCUUGGCCCUGCGACCCUUGAUUCAAUCCAGCUUCCCCUGUGACUUCCCUGCUGGGGAGCUUUCCUCUCACUUGUUUUCAUCUCUCCGGGUCCAUUUGCAGAGAUUUCGCCCUGAAACUGGCCUGCGUCCUGGCAGAGAACCCAAACGCCGUCCUCCAUGCCCUCACCCUCUCCCACAACCCCUUGGAGGACAAAGGUGAGGAGGGAUCCUGAACCAACAAGGCCUUUGGGGGUAAAAAAAGCUUCUCUGCUCUUUGCUCAUCUUCACCCCACUUUGCUUCUCGUCCCCCUUGAACAGGUCUCAGCGCCUUGAGCCAGCAGCUUCUGUGUUUCCCCAAAGGCCUCAGCAAACUUUGCCUUUCCAAGACCAGCAUCACUGCUAAAGGUACGCUUGGCAGGGGUGGGCAAGCUCAUAGCUGUCAACCGUCCCUUAUUUGGCGGGAAAGCCCUUUAUCCCAGUGCUGUGUCCCGCUGCUGUCCCUUACUGAUGAUGUCCCUUAAAUUUCCCGGGUUUCAAAGGAAGCAGCUCCUCUCUCUCCCUCCCUGCCGGCCAGGGAGGAGGGAGGCUCCAACUGUGUUGCUUGGCUGCGUUGCUCACCCAAUAAGGAGCCUAAGAACAACUGGGGGGUGGAGCUUGCAUGCCUUGUGCCGAUCAAAUCGGCCGCGUUGCCUGGGGACUCGCCUUUGCUCAGCGCUUCCCAGCAGAGAGGUGACGGCGGUUUUCCCUGCUGCAUCCCCUUUGCCGGGUUGCUGCGCUGUGGGAACCACCGCUUGAGGCUUUGUUUGGCUGCUGGCUGGGCUUUCUGCCUUUGGCUCGGAGGGUCUCAGAAGCUGAACAUACCUGUGCCCAGAAAAUCCCUUAUUUUGGCUGCUGAUCCCUUAUUUUCGAGGCUGCUGGUCCCUUAUUUUCAAAUCUGUAAGUUGACAGCUAUGGGCAAGCUAGAGAGUCCAUACAUCCAGAAUUUCCCAUACAUAUCUGUGGGAAUGUUCAGGGUGGCAGGAGAGGAUAUAUUGUUUAUUAAUAUCCUUCCUAACUUGCGCUAGCAAGUUCCUUUGCUUAGCAGAGUUACAUUCCCCUUUUUACAUGCACAGCAGAUAGCUGGUCACAGGCUCGUACAAGCCUCUCGCUAUUAUACAAUUCAGUCUGUCUUCGGAUUGAAUUGUACGUUCCUGGCAAGUUGCCUUGAAUCCCGCUUAAAAGAAUAAAGACGCCACAAUCUUAUGCAAAGUCAAUAAAAGAAGUUUACUUACAUGAGUUCACAGUUGGAUUCCUGAAGGCAGACUUAGUUACAAAUAUGUACAUGUGGAUCUACCCCAUAUGGGGGAAUAAUCCCAGUGCUUCUGCUAGCAGAGCAGUCCUAGCUAAAAGCUGGUCAAACGAAGAAGGAAGUCAAAAAAAGGAAAGGUUGCUGCGUGACUCGUCCUUUUGUUACCUGGACAGGUUAGGCCACACCCACCUUCUAUCACAUGCAAAAGGAAGGAUGCUCCAGCCAGGAGGAACAGGAAGUUUCGACUGGCUGAACCAAACUUUCCCUCGCAUGUCUCCUCUAGCAUUUCAAGGAAUGUUGUACUUGACUGCCUCUCAUGGAUCACAUCCCACAAUAUCUGGGAUUCAUCUGUUGGAAAUUGCAGAAAUUACAAAAUCGGUGAAGAUGUCCGGGAAAACACAGACAUGUGGCAACCUUUGUUGGAAGAGCUGGGUUUUUUGGGGGGAACUUCCUAAAAAAUGGCUCAAAAACUUGUGUGUCUGGAUUUUCACUUUUUGAAAUGUGGCAAGCUCAGUGGGCAGAGUGGGCACAGGAAAAAAGGAGCGCUCACAGCACUUUUGGUCCAGUUUGCAUUUAAAGGCAGCCUCAGGCGGUUCCUAUAUUAUUAAUAGCUGCAGUAUUUAGUAGAUUGACGCAUUAUGUCAAAAUUCAUUUGUUUGUGUAUUUGUUCUAUUAUGUUUUUGACAUUUACCGGCUGCCUCAUGAGCAAAAAAACCAAAGAAGAUUUAUCUGACCUGGGGAGAGGUUUCACCAGUUGGUUUUCUGCCUGUCAUGCAGCUGGCAGGCAGAGGCAAUGUGAGGCAAACUGAGCCAGGGACCUAGGGCACAGGCACCUCAGUCAACAUGGCCCUUGGAAUGAGGCAUGAUGGGAGUUGUAGUCCUGAAACAUCUGGAGGCCCAGAGGCCUAGAGCUGUGCAGUCCCAGGAAUGUUUCCUCAUAAGUAAGCUGCACUGAAUUCCCCAAUAAGACUGACUCACUAUUAGGGGUGGGGGACAAAUUAAACUCAUUUCUUAUUUAAGGAUAAACCUAAUUUGCACUUUGUGAAAUAAUAUGCAAACCGAAAUUUAGCUAUCCUUCAAAAAUUGGCUUAUCUCUGAAUUUUGCAGUGGAGCUCUUUGGCCGAAUAAUUUGUACCAAAAAAAUAUAUGCAUAGACAUGAGAUAAAAUGAGCACAAAAAUGCAUAUAUUGUGAAGAUAGCAUUUAUAUGGGGUGUAUUAGGCAAAAUUGUGUACAAGGAACAGGUUUAUAAGGAGAAAUUCAGACUCAAAUACUGAGGAAUGUUGAUAAGGUUUAUUUUUUUUUAAGUAAUAGUCGUGAACCGCUUCCCUCACGAGUUGUGAAUGGGGAAGCGUCCAAAGAGCUACAUAAAUUGAAUGGUGGUGACAGUUUGUGGGCCUGUUUUCCUUUCCCAGGACUCGCCAUUCUGUGCCAGACCUUUGGAGCCAACCCAGCCUUCACCAGCUCCCUCCGCCAUCUUGACCUGAGCAAAAACCCAGGGUUAUUGGGGACGGAGGAGGCAAACGUGAGUGACCUGUAACUUUUGCGGUGACGCAAUUGUGGUGCAUUUGUCUUGGACGGCCACACAUAGCUCUGCUUUCCUAGUUUUUCUGCUUAGUUUCCUUAGUGUUAUCACCCUGGCUACAUUUGCACGAUACAUUUAGUGCUCUAUGAUACUGCUUUAAGCAGUCCUAGGCGUCCCCCAAAGCAUUCUGGGAGCUGUAGUUCAGUGAAGGUGCUGAGAGUUGUUCGGAGACAUCUAUUCCCCUCACAGUACUACGAUUCCCAGAGUUCCCUGGGAAGAGAGUGACUGUUAAGACACUCUGAGAAUUGUAAUUCUGCGAGGGGAAUAGGCAUUUCCUCACAACUCUCGGCUCCCUUGAACUACAGCUUCCAGGAUGCUUUGGGGGAAGAAAGAUUGAUAGAUAAAAAUCUUUAUUUGCAUCAGCCGCAAGCCAUGGCAAAGGAAUCAAAUACAGCAAAAUACUGAUAUAGCUAGAUGGCUGGCUAUACAAAAUACAGUGGUACCUUGGUUUACAACCAUAAUCUGUUCCGGAGGUCCGGUUGUAAACCAAAACAGGUUGUAACCCAAGGCGCGCUUUCGCCAAUGGGGCCUCCCCCCAAAAAAGGGGGGUUGUAAUCCCAAAAAAGGGACACGCACUUCCGGGUUUGACGUGGUUGUUCUGCCUGGUGUCACCACCGCUCCACAUGCUUCGUCCCCUCUCACCCCUUUCCUUUCCCCUCUUUUUUAGGGCUUCUAUUCCUUCCUGGCCCAGCCCAACGCACUGGUUCACCUGGACCUCUCGUCCACAGACUGCGCCGUGGAUGCUGUAAGGUUUUAAGAGAGCCGCAGACUCCGGGGGCGGGGGCAAGGGUGACGUGGAAAGCCUGCCGGGUUACGAGGUGCCGAUGCGGGAAAGAGGGAUGGCCCCAGCCCUUUGGCGACCGGGAUAAUUACUCACUAUUCCUCCUCCUCUUGGGUGUCCUUUUUUUUUUUAAAAAAAAAUAUUUUUAUUAGUUUUUUUAACAUAUCAUUUCCAACAUUCAUAUAACAUAAUUUCUUAUCUUAUACAAUAUUUUUGACUUCCGUCAACUCCUCUGAUGAUUUUCCAUUUUUAUCACUUGUUCUGCAUUUCUUAAUUUCUCUAUUACUCUUAAAUAUCAUUAACUAAUAAUUCUCCUCAUAGUCCUUCUUGCAAUAUUUCAAAUAAUCCUCCUUACAAAACGUCUUGCAAUCCUACUGGCGUAGUCUGUUCAUUACCAUUACUUUUCAAAUAGUUCGUAUAUUUACUCCGGUCUUCUAAGAAUCUCUGGUCCCGCAGGUUUUGAAUCCUUCCUGUUAAUUUAUCUAACUCUGCAUAGUUCAUCAGUUUCAUCCUCCAUUCUUCUUUCGUCGGUAAUCCUUCUUGUUUCCAUGUUUGUGCCAAUAAUAUUCUUGCUGCCGUCAUUGCAUAUAAAAACAACUUACAAUCCUGUCUAUUUAUAUCAUCUCCUACAAUGCCAAGUAAAAAUGCUUCCUCCUUUUGGGUGUCUGUCUAUCUUGUCAGUGUCUGUCUUGUCAGUGUCUUGUCAGUCAGUGUCUGUUUGGGCGUCUGUCUAUCUUGUCAGAGAGCCAGUGUGGUGUAGUGGUUAAGAGCGGUGGACUCGUAAUCUGGGGAACCGGGUUCGCGUCUCCGCUCCUCCACAUGCAGCUGCUGGGUGACCUUGGGCCAGUCACACUUCUCUGAAGUCUCUCAGCCCCACUCACCUCACAGAGUAUUUGUUGUGGGGGAGGAAGGGAAAGGAGAUUGUUAGCCGCUUUGAGACUCCUUCGGGUAGUGAUAAAGCAAGAUAUCAAAUCCAAACUCUUCUUCUUGUCUAUCUGUCCCCAUAGCUCUUUGGGGCCCUGCUUCACGGCUGCUGCCCACGGCUUAGCUACCUCAACCUGGCACGGAACACCUUUUCCCACAGGUAAGGAACUCCCUUCGUCUCUCUACCCUCUUUCCGGGAGACCCUCCGGUUGGAACAACUUCUGGAUGCUCAGAGCGGCGGCGGCGGGGUGGGGGUGGGUUAAAUGGCUUCUCUGAUGGCCUUUGGCUUGGAAUCAAUUUGAUUCCCUCCCCCUCUUUCUUUCUUCCUUUCCCCUUCAGUGAUAGAACUCCUAUUUGGGGACUUCCCUGGCUUUUUUCUGUCCCACGUAGGACCAGUCUGGAUAGUUAGCUUUGGUGAAGACUUGACAUUUUCAUCCCCCAAAAAGUUUUUGAUUUGAGUUUCCACUGAAACGAGGCUGUGUUUUAAUGUUUCAAUGUUGUCUUUUAAUCUUGUUUUUAAGUUAUAUUUCAAUCAAUUGUUUUUAUAUCUGGUGUUAGCCGCCCUGAGCUCGGUCUUGGCUGGGGAGGGCGGGAUAUAAAUAAAAUUUAUUAUUAUUAUUAUUAUUAUUAUUAUUAUUAUUAUUAUUCCUCUGUCUCCCUCUGCAGGAAAGGAAAGGGACUGCAGCCAUCUCUCAAGCAGUUUUUCUGCAGUGCCUAUUCCCUCACCUAUGUGAACCUGUCAGGCAUCAAAAUGCCCGUGGAGGCAUUAAGGUGAGCACUUGCCCGCCCUGCACCCUGUCGUUCCGAAAACACUGUGCAUGUGUGCGUUAGGACUCUAUUCCGCCAUUAGGUUUUCCAGCUGGCCACUUUGAGCUCCCCCCUCUCUCAGGUUGCCGGGUUUCUGGAACACAGAAAGACCCCUUAAGGUUGAAAAUAACAAUAAUUUUAUUUGUAUCCCGCCCUCCCCAGCCAAAGCCGGGCUCAGAGCAGCUAACAUAAUAAAAAUCAGACAACACGCAUAAUACAAUAUGCAAGUAAAAUAACAUUCAACAUUCGUUAAAAUAAUAUAGACUAUUAAAUAUGGCAAAUCAAAAUGGAGGAUUUUGCAACACUGAACAAGAUCUCUUUGAUUUUAUGAGUAAAGCAAGAAGAAAAAAGUAUUAUAGGAUUCAAACAAGAAUGAGCUUCCUUUUUUGAGUCGGACCUUUUGGUCUGUCUAGCUCAGCAUUUCGUACACUGACUGGCAACAGGCGCCCAGGGUUUCAGACAGGGGAUGUUCCCAGCUCCUGGAACUUGUCUGCGUGCAAAGCUCUAUCCCUGAGCUGUCUUUGAGACUCAUGAGAUGGGGUGUAGUGACCUCAGGCCAAGGGGGACCUCAUGAUGUCAUGGGGCAAAACCCUAAUACAUGGAAUGUGGUCCAGUAGUAAGGACAAUGACAUUAUUAUUAUUAUUAUUAUUAUUAUUAUUAUUAUUAUUAUUAUUAUAUUUGUACCCUGCCUAGCUGACUGGGUUGCCCAAGCCACUCUGGCCAUCAUCCAACAAAAUAUAAAAACACAGUAAGACAUACACCUGACAUUAAAAAUGUCCCUGUACAGGGCUGCCUUCAGAUGUCUUCUGAAAGUCAAGUAGUUGUUUAUUUCCUUGAUGGGAGGGCGUUCUACAGGUUGGGCGCCACCACCGAGAAGGCCCUCUUCCUGGUUCCCUGUAACUUCACUUCUUGCAGUGAGGGAACUGCCAGAAGGCCCUCGGAGCUGGACUUCAGUGUCCAGGCUGAACGAAGAAGAGACACAAAGACCUUGGAGGAUGAGAGCAUUUCUGUGCCUUGCCUGUUGCUCUGGGCUUCUUCAUAACUCUCAGCACCUUUAACUACACUUCUCAGGAUUCUCUUGGGGAAGCCAUUUCUGUUUAAAGCGGUAUGAUACUGCUUUAAAUGCAUAGUGCGGAUGGGACCUUCAACACGUGGACAUCGCCAGAGUGAGGAUAGCUGGUGUAGGGUAACAGGCUAGCUAGCUCCCAGGACUUCUGGGAAACUACAGUUUCCCGCAACAUUCUCACAUGAUUGCCAUGACAAGCCUAAGACUGGUUCAAGCUUCCAGUGCCACGUCCAUGGGCUCUGCUGCCCUCUGCUGGAGGGAGGCCCCGGCUAUCUGAGUGAUAGCCAACGCCUCGGAAAGCUUUAAACUUUGUACUGUUUUUUAUGUUGUUAGAUUUUUACCGUGUACAGUGGUACCUCGGGUUAAGUACUUAAUUUGUUCUGGAGGUCCAUUCUUAACCUGAAACUGUUCUUAACCUGAAGCACCACUUUAGCUAAUGGGGCCUCCUGCUGCCGCUGCGCUGCUGUUCUCAUCCUGAAGCAAAGUUCUUAACCCGAGGUACUAUUUCUGGGUUAGCGGAGUCUGUAACCUGAAGUGUAUGUAACCUGAAGCGUAUGUAACCCGAGGUACCACUGUAUAUAUAUUGCUGCACAAUGCUUUAUUAUACUGUGUCUAUAGAAACACAAAUGAGGGUUAGACAAAUUCACGCAGAACAAGGCUCUCAGCGGUCACUGGUGACAAUGGUUGUCGUCCCUUGCGCAGAGCUCAGUGGCAGGAGAGGUCAGCCAAGCAGCCAAGUCUUGGGGGGGGUGUACUUGGCCGGAGGCAGAGUCUAUCUACAAGGUCCAGUCCAGUCCUAAGGCCAGGAGUAUCUCAGUUCACUUAGUCAGAAGAUCCGGGGGUCAAGAAAGUUGAGGGUUGCAAGAAGCAGCAAGGUCCGGCCAGGAACGACAAACGUCAUUUCCAGCAACUGACUGAGGCUGGAAGCCCUGUUUAAGAACCAGCUGGUUCACAUCAGGAGCAAGAAGGCUGAUCAGCGGCAGGUGGAGUCACUCUGCUUCCUGCCCCUUCAGGCUGCUGCUCAGCAGGUGAAGCAAAUUCCUGGCCCGUGACAACAAUGGCUGUUCUCUCCCUCUGCGUCAAAGGAGCAGUCAGUAAUCAGACAGGCCAAAGAUGGCGUUAACUCUUCAUCAGCAAAAAUACAACCUCCACAGACUUGGUUGAAUGUCAGGCCUCAUGAGCAUAGCUGCUCGUUCCCGGUGGUCUUCCUCCGUGGAAAUCAUUUGCUGAGAUUGAAAGUCCUCUCCGCCUCCUCAGGGGUUUUCCCCAAGGAAUCGGAGACUGCGCCUGCAUGUAGCCAACCUCUCCUCCUCCCCUUUCAUGCCUCUUCUGGUUCGCGGUAGGCCACAGAAUACCGGUUUCUGAGAACCGCCAGCAGAAAGAGUUGAUGUUGAAUUUUCUGCAUGCAGAGCAGGAUUUCGCUCACUCAGAUGUCCCUAGUUCGCUUGUUCAAACCACAAUAUGUCCUUGCCUUCCUCGCUCAGGUCUCUUUUCCAAGGUCUGUCGGCCAACACCCACCUCAGCGAACUCCACCUGGACCUGAGUGGAUGUGAGGUAAAUCGGGGUGGGGCGAAUGGGGUGGGCUUCUUGAGCAGACGUCUUCUCAGAGAGGAGGCGUUGGGGGCCGAGCUGCUUCCGUGUGAGGCGAUUUACCUCAGAGCUUCCCAGCAUCCAUUUGAUACGAUAGGCCUCUUGAGCUCCCUUUCCUCUCUGAGUCACUCAUUAAACCUCUCUCUCUCUCUUUCUCUCUCUCCGUCUUCCUUUCCUUCCUACCUAGUUGCGCUCCCCGGGUGCUCACGUCCUUCAAGAGCAGCUGUCUGGAAUCAGCGCCUUGAGUAGUCUAGAUCUUUCUGACAAUGGUGAGACCAUGAUGCUCCCCAGCUGCUGCUCCUGCCUUAAUAAUAAUAACAAUAUUUUAUUUAUAUCCCGCCCUCCCCAGCCGAAACCGGGCUCAGAGCGGCUAACAACAGUAAAAUAUUGUGUUUGCCCUUCCUUGUUGCAGAUAUUGUGCAGUCUGAAGUGACUAGAAGCAUAAGAACUGACUCCUUCUGGAAUAAAUCAUUGUCCAGACCCAUUUUAAAAAAAUAUUCAAACUUUUACUAGCAGAUCUCUUUAAAAUAAAACAGAAUAAAGCAAAUCAUGUGUCCGAAAUAUCCAUACAAUGCCUUGUGCUCUCCAGCACAGGCUCAGCAUCUUGCAAAAUAUGAAAUAAUCGAAACAGACCUAUAAGCAAAGGUUUCUCUCUCUCCACAGCUUGCAUUCCAGCCUCCAGGCUAUUUACUCUCCCUUGAGGAGAGCUUCAUUUUACAUCUUCACGGUUGAGUUUGGGAGAAAAGACUCACAAAGGCAGCUCCCUUCAAAAUGGAGAUUUGCAACCCAAUACCUCUCACAAUAUGAUCUAAGGUUACAACCCUUAUGUGUUAGCUACCAGAGAAACAACAAUCAGUUAGUUAUUCAUUAACUUAGCAAAAGCUCAGAGUGCUCUCCUUGGCUUUAAUAUAGCCCCAUGGUGGGGAAAAACCCCUUGUUAAAUCUUCUGCAAUAUACCUUCAGCCAUUUUUCAUUUCUGUGUCAAUUAAAGCAUUGUACUUAACAUUCCUGACCUAUCCUGCCACUCCCUCCUCCUCCUCCUCCUCCUCACGCCAGGCUUCGACGCCGACUUGCUGACUCUCGUCCCGGCGCUAGGCAGGAACAAGUCUCUGAAGCACCUCUGGCUGGGCAAGAACUUCAACGUCAAAUCCCGGUGGGUUUAUUUAUAUAUUGAAUUUAUAUACAGCCCUAUACCCGGAGGUCUCAGGGUGUUUCACAAAACCUGGGUUACAUAGAGGCGGAUUUAGGGGAGCGCAAACGGUUGGCUCGCACUGGGCGCUGAGCCAAGAGGGAGCUGCAAGGUACACUGCAAUAAUGACGAGCAACAGAAGAUGAGAGGCAUUUGGGUGCUGAAUGUUGGUGUCACAAAGGGCACCACUGAAAUUUUAAAGCCCAAAUUACGUCCCUGGGCCAUGCCCCUUGGUUGGGCGAUCUAGGACUAUCCAGGGCGACGGUGUCAUGCUGUCGUUUAGUCACUAGGGGGCGCUGCACUUAAGUUGCUUCUUCAUUUGGAAGGUUUGUGAACCGUUUGACCAUAGAGAUCUCUGAUUGAUGUACGAGAUGUUGAUAAAGUGCGGAUGAAAUCCACAAUUUUAAAAAAGAAAUAUGCACAAGUUGAUGGUCAUUAAAGCACAGGGGAAAACCCAGCGGAACUCUAAAAACAAACAGGAGGUUCCUUUUUCUGGAGAGAUUUGUCAAAAGGCAAGCUUGGUUCCAUCUUAUUAAGUUUAUUCAUGAAGAAUCAGAAGCCCCACAAGCCCCUGGUGAUAUAUGCAAACAUAUGGAGCAGUUCUGCAGCGGAAUCAUUUCAAGAUAUACUAAAAAAAUCACGCAUCCACUGUUUCGUGGGGCCGCAAUGGUGCAAAAACGUGGUUACAAAGCACAGAUCCACAUGGAUCCUCAGGAUUUUUGCAUUGGGUCACCCCAAAUUCACAUCAGAUCACAUAGCACGUCCAUGGCUACAGCCUGCACCAAAAAAAUCACACACCCACUGUUUCGUAGGGCUGCAAUGGCGCAAAAAUGUGGUUACAAAGCACGGAUCCACAUGGAUUCUCAAGAUUUUUGCAUUGGGCUACCCCAAACUCACCGUCAAAUCACAUGUCUGUAGCCACAGCACGAACCACAAAAAUCAUACAUCCACUGUUUCAUUCAGAAUAUUUUUUUUCUUGUUUUCCUCCUCUAAAAACUAGGUGCGUCUUAUAGAGCGAAAAAUACGGUGCCUUAUAGGGAGCAAUUUGUAAAUGGAAUCAAAUAAACAAACUGCCCUGACAUGCCCACGUUGCUCUUGUUCCUCAGUCUGACGUUCCCCCUGUUGUCUCUCUGUAGGACCUUGGAGGAAAUCCUUCAGAAGAUUGUGCAGAUGAUCCAGGAAGAGGAGUGUGUAAGUCAGGGGUCAGCAAACCUUUUCAGCAGAGGGCCGGUCCACUGUCCCUCAGACCUUGUGGGGAGCUGGACUGUAUUUUGAAAAAAAGAAAGAAAAAAGAACGAAUUCCUGUGCCCCCAAAAUAACCCAGAGAUGCAUUUUAAAUAAAAGCACACAUUCUACUCAUGUAAAAACACGCUGAUUCCUGGACCAUCCGCGGGCUGGAUUGAGAAGGUGAUUGGGCCAGAUACGGCCCCCGGGCCUUAGUUUGCCUAUCCAUAGUGUAAGUCCUUUGCUGUGCAAAAGUGGUGUGGUGGUUUGUAGACUGAAGAGUGGGGCAGGUGGAGGGUUGCAAACUGAAACCUGUGGGGGAAAUCAGAGCGACAGUGUGGGUAUCUCUGUGACUGGGUUGCGCAACAUGUUUUCUUUACUUCCACUAGUGGAGUUUGCUUGGGUUUUUCCCCCAAUUUGAACAGGGAAACAGAGAUGAGGGCAGAGUAGAUUUUAACCACCGCCCUGCUUUUUCCUGAUCUAAAUGGACCCCCAACACAGACACACAAAUCUACUGUUAGUCCCUUUGGCACCACGAAUGCUGGGGCCUGUAUUUUAUAGGUUUUUAAGAUAAACGAGGUUGGCUUCUAAAACAAACAUACCUUUAUUUAUUGUCGUUGAUUUAUUAAAUUUGUAUACCGCCCUUUAUCCACAGACCUCAGAGCGGUUCACAACAUAAAAUGACGAUAUAAAAAACACAGAAUACAUAACAAAAAUGAGAACAACAACAUCAGUGAUCCGCCCCACCCUUCCGCAACACGUUUUAAAAGGGCAUCGGAUUUCAGUCAGCCAAAGGGCUGGUUAAAGAGGAACAUUUUCGUCUGGCUCCUAAAAGUAUACAGUGGUACCUCGGUUUACGAAUUUAAUCUGUUCCGGAAGUCUGUUCUUAAACUGAAACCGUUCUUAAACUGAGGCGCACUUUCCCUAAUGAGGCCUCCUGCCGCCCGUGCCCUUCCACCAUUCGGAUUCCAUUCUUAGACCAAGGUAAAGUUUGCAAACCGGGACACUACUUCCGGUUUUGCGGAGUUCGUAAACCAAAUCGUUUGUAAUAAUAAUAGUAAUAAUAGUAAUAAAUUUUUAUUUAUACCCCGCCCUUCCCAGUUCAGAAAACUGGGCUCAGGGCAGCUAACAACAAAUUUAAAACACUUAAUUGAUGCAACAAAAAACAGCAUAAAAUACAAAACAUGAAUAACAAUAAAUUCAGAAUUCAAAAAUCAAUUUAGGGGGGAAAUCUAUUCAAUAAACAUUAGAUGAUUACUAGUGCUAGCUGGCUAAAUUAAUCCUACUUGGGCCAGUGAGGAGACAAGGGGAGAAUUAGCUGUGGGAUCCCAGAGCGGGUAAUCUUCAUAAAAAAAAGGGGGGGGAGGAAGGGGAAUAAAAGAUCAGGCUAAGUUCAAAUUGAAAGCCAGGUGGAAUAGCUCUGUCUUACAGACCCUGCGGAAGGAAGUUAAAUCCUGCAGGGCCCUAGUCUCAUGGGACAGAGCAUUCCACCAGGUCGGAGCCAUCACCGAGAAGGCCCUGGCCCUGGUGGAGGAUAGUCUGACUUCCUUAGGGUCCGGGACCUGUAAACUAUGAUUAUUCAUGGACCUUACGGUCCUCUGGGUGCAUACCAGGAGAGGUGGUCUGUAAACAGGACUGUUGUUAAACCCAGGUCCCACUGUAUAAUGAAGGCGCCACAACCUCUUCUUCACACUUUCUCUUACUGCCUGUGUAUCUUAGGCUAUCUAUCAAUAUAUAUCGGUACCACAAUGGCGCAGGCAAUUCUUUCCCUUCCCCUUUUAUUCUCACAACAACCCUGCGAGGUAGGAUAAUCUGAGAGGCGGUGACUGGCUUACGUUGACCCUGUGAGCAUAGUGGCUGAGUGGCAAUUUGAACCCUGGCCGCUCUCCGCCCCUAGUCCUAAUCUGGCACUCUUAAGCCCUGUGCCACGAUGAGAUGCUCCCUCACUCUGUCCUUUUCUUCUUCUUCUUAUUCUCCUCCUGCCUGCUACCCCGAAGUCCCUGCAGUCUUUCUCCGUUGCCGACUCCCGGCUCAAAACCCGCACCAGCAUCCUGAUCAACGCCCUGGGCAGCAACACUUGCCUGACCAAAGUGGACCUGAGUGGGAACUGCAUGGAGGACAUCGGAGCCAAGAUGCUGUCGAAAGCCCUGCAGAUCAACAGCACGCUGAGGUGGGCGGGGGAAACCGGCCGGUCAGGCAGGGCAGGGGCUUCCCGGUUGGUUUGCCCAGCCUUUGGAUAUCUGGGGUACGCUUGCCCCCCCCCAAAAAAUUUUGCCACACGGACCCGAAAAUGCCUGACUGGGCUUCUUUGAGAGGGAAGGAAAUUUACCUCAGCGCUCUCUCCAACUCCUCCCCAUCAGCAGAAGGAUUGCUGCUCGCAGAAUGGGAUCCGUGCAAGGAUUAACGCUGGGAUCACUUCUCUUCUCCAGAUCUGCACUAGCAAAUCGAGGGAACCCCCUAUAAUAGAUUUAGAGGGUGAAUUUGCGGAGGAGGAGAAGGGGUGGGGAAGUCCAAUGGCAAUAGCCUUGCGCUGAGGGAUGCUCAGUUAGGGUAGCGUUGUGUUGGCUGCAACCCCCCCCCCCAAAAAAUCCCCAAUAGUAUGGAGGUUUGUAUAAUCAUAGAGUUGGAAGGGACCGCAAGGGUAAUCUGGUACAACCCGCUGCAAAGCAGGAAUCUUUUGCCCAAUGUAUGGCUCGAUCCCACAACCUGGAGGUUAUAAGUGGGGGAUGAAAUAGGAAACCAGGGAAGGGAACAUGUAAUGGAGUAUUCUAAGAAUGGGCUCCUGGUCAGGUGUACUGUGUCUUCCUAUCUUCUUUGGCGAUCACUCAUAGCCGAGUAAGAUUGUCUUCCAUAAACACAGCUUUAUCAGUGAGUCCGUAAGUGACUGUGGAGGCCAAUUCUAGAUCCACACGUCCUUCCACAGUGGGGACAUUGGUUUCCGGGUGGGAGUUGAUCAUGGUGAGCGUUUGCCAAGCGUGCCUUCCUCUUAGCACAUUUCUCCCUUGCGUCCUGAGUUCGAGUGUCUUCAAAGCCCACGACACCUUUGGUAAAGGCUGUUCUCCAACUGGAGCGCUCACAGGCCAGUGUUUCCCAAUUGUCGGUGUAUAUACUACAUUUUUUAAGAUUUGCCUUGAGAGAGUCUUUAAACCUCUUUUGUUGACCACGAGCAUUACGCUUCCCCUUUUUAAAGUUCGGAAUAGAGUAGUUGCUAAUGGAGGCUGUUUCACAUAACUGCUGUUUGGCAGGCAAGGAGGGAAGGAACUCAAUUGCUUGUUGCGGGUCAGGAAUUGAUAAGUCAAAACAAGAGAUGGGAUCACAACCGCUACCUGUUCCCCCACCCCUUUCUUGCUUUCAAGGAGUAUUUCCUGGGAUAAGAACAAUACAACUGCACAAGGCUUUCAGGACAUCGCCAGGGCCUUGGAGAAGUGAGUAACUAGAGCGGUUUUGUACUCCUUUUCCUUGAGGGAAUAGGGGGGCGGGGGGAGUCGAAAGCCAGUGUGGUGUAGUGGUUAAGAGCGGUAGACUUGUAAUCUGGUGAACCGGGUUCGAUUCCCCGCUCCUCCACACGCAGCUGCUGGGUGACCUUGGGCCAGUCACACGUCUCUGAAGUCUCUCAGCCCCACUCACCUCUCAGAGUGUUUGUUGUGGGGGAGGAAGGGAAAGGAGAAUGUUAGCCGCUUUGAGACUCCUUCGGGUAGUGAUAAAGCGGGAUAUCAAAUCCAAAACAACAACAACAAAAAACAUGGCUUCUCAUGCUCACAUUUUCACGAGAGAAAGAGAGUACGUGGCUUAAAGGUUUCUGAAACGUUAAAUGGUUUAUAAAUGCUUUCGAAUAAAUAAAUAAAACGGCCUCUUCUGCAGCAACUACACCCUCAAGUUCAUGUCCUUCCCCAUGAGUGACAUCACGGCGGCCUACCGAAACGCCCCUGAGAGGACGGACGAGGUGUGGCAAAAGGUGAGCCCUGCCCCUUCCCUACGGGCCUUGGGAUGAGGGGGAUAAUUUGGUCCCGUUUGCAUUUUAGCGAGAAACUACCCAACUCGUUCCUCUCGAACGAUCCUUAAGCACUUGCACUUCUCUGAAUUUUGCACUUGCCCCCCCCAACCAAGUAAUGUGUGUAAAAAAUGGACAUAUGGGGAGAAAGUCUGGCUAUAAAAGCCUUUAUCGGCGGAAAUAACACGCAAGGUGCGUUUUAUGAGGGAGAAUUGCUUGAGAAACCGUGUAUAAAAUGGUUCCGUUCCGGAAGACCAUUCGACAUCCGAAAUGUUCGAAACCCGAGGCGCAAAGGGCGGUCUGCAAAUUUACAGAGAAAAUUGAGAACAAUACAGCAGUACCUCAGCGGAAGCCAUUCGACUUCUGAGGUGUGUUCGAAAACGGGAGCAUUUACUUCUGGGUUUACGGCGUUCGAGUUCUGAAACGUCCGUCAACGGAGACAUUCGAGAACCGAGGUACCACUGUAUCAUAGCUGUCAACGUUUCCCUUUUUUAAAGGGAAAUUCCCUUAUUCUGAAUAGGAUUCCUCGCAAGAAAACGGAAAAGUUGACAGCUAUGCACUGUAUUGGGUGGAGCAGCAUACAGAAAUUGAGGGCAAGAGAAAAAUUAAGUUUUUGUGAGGAUUUCUUUAGAAAUCAUCAUCUGUGGCAGUUGUAGAGGAGAAACUUGAAACGAAUGGAUUUGGACCGCUGGAGAAAUGCCCACUUCCUCUGCUGGCGUGCAAAUCCCAGCUUUGGCAUGAUCCCUUCCCUGUCUCUUUCCCCCCUCCUCUCUCCCCUUCAGAUCCAGUGGUGUCUCCUCAGGAACAACCACUCGCAGAAGUUCCCCCAGGACCAAGCCUUCCGCCUCCACCAGGGAAUCGUCACCAAUAGCGCCGAGCAAGUAAACGUUCCCAUCUCCCUGUUCGGCACACACUUGCCACCCCUUCCUGCAAAUUCCCGUGCGGAACGAGCGGGGCCUGUCCGCCCCACGCCCAGAGGGGCUGCUGUGAUUGGCCGGCCAGCGGGUUCGGGACUUGGCGCCUUGGCGAGGGCCAGGAGCUAAUGGCCCCCUGUGUCUUGCCCCUUCCCUAGAUGAUGAGCCGCCUCUGUGUCAGGGUCCAGGAAGAGGUGCGGUUGCUGCGGACCUGCUCCGCCGACCCGAUCCAGGAGGAAGUGCUCUACGCCCGGGAACUCAUGAAGGAAGCCAAGAACUCGCGGGCGGUGAGCUUCAUCUAUUUAUUUACAUUCCUAGCCCCACGGUUCCUCCGAGGAUCUGAAGGCGUUGCGCACGUGGUUCAUUUCCCCCUCCUCAUCGACAUACCUCACGACAACCCUGUGAGGUAGGUUAGACUGAGAGGCAGUGACUGGACAAAAGUCACCCGGGGAAUUUUGUGGCUGAUAUAACUUCAUAUUGAAAUUGAAUUGAAAUACCUUAUAGUCACUUGUACAACUUGUAUACAGUGAGAUUACACGAGCACCCCCCACUCAGCUCUCUUAGUCUUAAUUCCCCACAUUUACUGACACACAAGGGACGCGGGUGGCUCUGUGGGUUAAACCACAGAGCCUAGGACUUGCCAAUCAGAAGGUCGGCAGUUUGAAUCCCCGCGACGGGGUGAGCUCCCAUUGCUCGGUCCCUGCUCCUGCCAACCUAGCAGUUCGAAAGCAUGUCAAAGUGCAAGUACAGUGGUGCCUCGCAAGACGAAAUUAAUCCGUUCCGCGAGAGUCUUCGUCUAGCGGUUUUUUCGUCUUGCGAAGCAACCCUAUUAGCGGCUUAACGGAUUAGCGCUAUUAGCGGUUUAGCGGCUAUUAAAGGCUUAAAGGCUUAGGGAUUAGCUGCUAAAAGGCUAUUAAAGGCUAUUAAAGGCUUAGCAGAUUAGAUAAAGGGGGAAAAGCGAAAAAAUCUCAAGACUCGCAAGACAUUUUCGUCUUGCGAAGCAAGCCCAUAGGGGAAUUCGUCCUGCGAAGCAACUUCAAAACGGAAAACCCUUUCGUCUAGCGGUUUUUCCGUCUUGCGAGGCAUUCGUCUUGCGGGGCACCACUGUAGAUAAAUAGGUACCGCUCCGGCGGGAAGGUAAACAGCGUUUCCGUGCGCUGCUCUGGUUCGCCAGAAGCGGCUUAGUCCUGCUGGCCACAUGACCUGGAAGCUGUAUGCCGGCUCCCUCGGCCAAUAAAGCAAGACGAGCACCGCAACCCCAGAGUCGGUCACGACUGGACCUAAUGGUCAGGGGUCCCUUUACCUUUACCUUUUACUGAUGCACACCCACCAAACCCGAAAGUCAGUUGCCCUGUUGUUAUCUUUUCAUUCAGCAGCCUACCAGCCCAUGGAUAGAAGCUGUUCUUUACCCUGUUGGUGCGACUAAUCACGCUUCUAUAUCUUCUGCCCGAGGGCAGGAGAUCAAGAAAGUGCCGGCCGGGGUGUGAAUCAUCCCUGAUAAUUUUCCUCACUCUCCUGAGGCAACGUUCUUCCACUAUUUCAUCCAGCGGAUUCAUGGGACAGCCCAUAAUAUCUUGUGCUGUAUUCACCACCCUUUCUUCGCCUUGUCAGCUAUUUAUUUAUUUAAAGGGAUGCGGGUGGCGCUGUGGGUUAAACCACAGAGCCUAGGACUUGCCAAUCAGAAGGUCGGCGGUUCGAAUCCCCGCGACAGGGUGAGCUCCCGUUGCUCGGUCCCUGCUCCUGCCAACCUAGCAGCUCAAAAGCAUGUCAAAGUGCAAGUAGAUAAAUAGGUACCGCUCCGGCGGGAAGGUAAAUGGCAUUUCCGUGUGCUGCUCUGGUUCACCAGAAGCGGCUCAGUCAUGCUGGCCACAUGACCCGGAAGCUGUACGCCAGCUCCCUCGGCCAGUAAAGCGAGAUGAGCACCGCAACCCCAGAAUUGGCCACGACUGGACCUAAUGGUCAGGGGUCCCUUUACCUUUACUAAAUUUCUCUCCCAAACGUUCUCUGUGAAAAUCCGUAUCCAAACCGAAACUGUAGAAAGGUCUCUGUAGGUGUGUUCCUUGUGUGCUUUUUAAUGAUGAUAUUUUUACUGCAGUUUAUUGAAUAAAAAACACACAGAGAGAGAAAAGCACCUGCGAAGCAUCCUAUCUCUUUUUCUCUCUUAGCUCUUCCCCAGCCUGUAUGAGCUUGGGCACAUUUUGGCCAGCGACGGUCCAGUCCGGCACAGGCUAGAAUCAGUGGCCAACGAGGUCUCAAAAGCAGUCGACAAGGAACUGCAGGUAUUGCUGUUUUCAUUUUGCUUUUCUAUUGUUCAUUUAUUGCAUUUAAAAACCCCACUUUUCUUCUAAAGGAGCUCAAGGGCGGCAUACGUUGUUCUCCCCACUCCUUGUUUUAUCUCCACAACAGCCCUGUGGGGUAGAUUGGGCUGAGCAGUUGUGCAUGGCCCAAGGUCACCCAGCGAGUGCCCCAUGAUCUGAACCCAGGUCCUAAUCCAUGCUUCCUCAAACUCAGCCCUCCAGGUGUUUUUGGCCUACAAUUCCCAUGAUCCCUAGCUAGCAGGACCAGCGGUCAGGGAUGAUGGGAAUUGUGGUCUCAAAACAUCGGGAGUUUGAGGAAGCCUGUCCUAAUCCAACCCUCUGAUCCAGGCUCCCAACAGAAUAUUAAAAACACGAUAAAACAUCAAACAUUAAAAACUUCUCUAAACAGGGCUGCCUUCAGAUGCCUUUGUUUGUUUCCUUGACAUCUGAGGGGAGGAUGUUCUACAGGGCAGGCGCCACCACCGAGAAGGCCCUCUGCCUGGUUCCUUGUAACCUCACUUCUUGCAGGGAGGGAACCGCCAGAAGGCCCUUGGAGCUGGACCUCAGUGUCUGGACCGAAUGAUAGGGGUGGAGACGCUCCGUCAGGUGUACUGGGCCUUUGAGGCCGUUUAGGGCUUUAAAUGUCAGUACCAACACUUUGAAUUGUGCCCGGAAACGUCCUGGGAGCCAUUGUAGGUCUUUCAGGUGUUAUAUGGUCUCGGUGGCCUCUUCCAGUCAGCAGUCUGGCUGCCGCAUUCUGGAUUAAUUGUAGUUUCCGGGUCACCUUCAAAGGUAGCCCCACGUAGAGCGCAUUGCAGUAGUCCAAGACGUGAGAUAACCAGAGCAUAUUGAAGCAAGGGAAUAUAACCAUUUAUGAGCUCAUUGCUGCAACUGCUACCGAUUAAUUGUGGGGUUCUCUUUGACUACGAAGAUCAGGCAUAGGCAAACUCGGCCCUCCCGAUGUUUUUGGGACUACAACUCCCAUCACCCCUAGAUAACAGGACUAGUGGUCAGGGAUGAUGGGAAUUGUAGCCCCAAAACAUCUGGAGGGCCGGGUUUGCCUAUGCCUGACCAAGAUGGUGUUUGCAGAGCUUUUGGAACGGUUCACCAUUGGUUCAACACACCAAGAGGCUUGAAGAAGCCAGUGGUUGCCAUGGUGACCAAAUAAAUGGAGGAGAAGGCCCCUUGGGCCUUCGGGAACUGGUCAGCCCUCUGCAGGAACGCCCGUCGCCUUGCACGAAAGGGCGGGUUUGAUUCUUGAGAAAGACACCCGCCGUGCGGUUGGCAUCAAGGCAUCCCAAAUGCUCUUCUCUUGCCCAGCCGGCUGCCAUACUGUGCUGGGCUUGGGGAUAACACAAGUAAUGCAGUCCAGGUCCAGUCCCAAAUCCAAGGGUUCCGCAAGAAGUCAGUUCAACAGGGCCACGGCAGGACACAAGGCAGAAAACCAAGCAAGGCCAGGAUCUCAGGCAGGUUCUGGCAAACAGCAAUGUUCCUCCCGCAACCUGGGGCAGGGUCCGACAGCCUUUUACCUUCGUCGGGUUAGCGGUCGGUCCUGAUCCCUUGGCGACUCACCUCCCUGUUUCACCCGAAGGCGAGCACUCUCCUGCGAGUACUCAGGUCUCUCCUUCUCUCAGACCUUAGUCUCUGCAGCUCGGGAGACGUCGGUGGGUUACUAGACCCAGAGGCCGCCUCAGCCUCUCCUGACCCAACCAGUAGUGGAGCAGCUGUAAGUGAUGGUCCAGCUGAAGGCAACGAGGUAAUCCCCACAUCUGGAGCCAGGGCAGACUCAGGCCCCUGACUCAACCCAGCUGAUGCUUGUCGCAGGGGAACCUGUGCAGACUGCGGCUCUUCAGAAAAAAGCCCCAGACUUGGUUCAGAUGCCGCCUGGGGCAAAGGACUGAGUGCAGACUGAGACUCUUCUGGUUCCGAGCCCGAGUCCCAGGCCAUCACACCUGCUUCUUCUCUCCCCUCUGCAGGUGAUCCUGGAGUCCAUGGUUUCCCUCACCCAGGAACUGUGCCCACACGCCGUCCAGGCGGCGGAAGAGCACAACAAGAUGCUGGCGGCCGUUUCGGAGCGCGUCACCGUGCCCCAAAACUUCAUCCGGGGGGCUCUGCUGGAGCAGGCUGGGCAGGACAUUCAGAAUAAGCUCAAGUGAGGAGCAGGAGGGCACAGAGGGGAUGCCAUGCGGGGACUGAGAAUGGCGCUUUUCACAGACAAAGCAGGUUCUCUGCCACUGAGCUACCGCCCCACAAGCUUGGGGGGGGGGGAGGCAGUCAUGCUAUCUGAAGUGGGGCCUGGCCAGGGCCGGAUUUAGGUUUGAUGAGGCCCUCAGCUACUGGAGGCAAUGGGGCCCUUUAUAUGUCCAGCUGUCCUUUGUCAACCACAAAUUGCCGCUGUUUUUUGUGUUGAAUGUAUGCUGGAUGGUAAUUUAUGGACCUAAUAGGUACCCAAAGCCAUUUGCACAUAACAAAAUAUGUAUUGUAUCAAAGUAAUUGUUGAAUUCAAAUACAAUUAAGAAGAAGUAUAUUAAUAGUGAAAUACAGUAGAACCUCGACUUAACCACCACCCCUACUCUCGAACAAUCCGACUCGUGACUGCGGCAAACCCGGAAGUAAAUACCGGGUUUGCCACGAUUCGCGCACGUGUAGAACGGCGCUUCUCCCAGCGACCCGGAUCGACUCACGAACGGACCUCCGGAACGGAUUCCGUACAUGAGUAGAGGUUCCACUGUACAAUUAAGGAGAAGUAUAUUAAUAGUAGGGAUGUGGGUGGCGCUGUGGGUUAAACCACAGAGCCUAAGGGUUGCCGAUCAGAAGGUCGGCGGUUCGAAUCCCCAUGAUGGGGUGAGCUCCCGUUGCUCGGUCCCUGCUCCUGCCAACCUAGCAGUUCAAAAGCACGUCAAAGUGCAAGUAGAUCAAUAGGUACCACUCCGGCGGGAAGGACAACGGCGUUUCCGUGCGCUGCUCUGGUUUGCCAGAAGCGGCUUAGUCAUGCUGGCCACAUGACCCAGAAGCUGUACGCCGCCUCCUUCGGCCAAUAAAGCAAGAUGAGCGCUGCAACCCCAGAGUCGUCCGCGACUAGACCUAACAGUCAGGGGUCCCUUUACCUUUACGUAUAUUAAUAGUGAAAUAUUUAUUAAGCUCUAACUUAAAAUGAUUUUUUAUUCAUAACAAACUUAAUAAUGCAAACACAUUGGCAUUUGGCAAUAACAAAAGUUCCUUUAGAAACACAAUUUACAAAGCCUCAUGAUCUAGUCUCUAGAAACUUGCUGCAACGUGAAAUAAUAAUAGGUGUAAAUAUAUGAUGCAAACUAGUAAUAAUUAUAAUUAGCUUUAUUAAUACGAAAUGAAGUGUGUUAUAACUUGUACAAUGCAAUUGUAGUUAAUACAAUGCAUUUUUUAUAUAAUAUCAAUGUCACCAUAGUAGUCAACUAAUGGGCGGGGCCCAUUACUUACAUCAUAGGAGCCUACACAACACAAAACACUGUAGGUUUUGUUUUAUUUGCUUUUUGUCUUAUAUUUUGGAAGUGUACAUCCAGGUUUUUUUCCCUUUAAUUUAUUUGGGGCCCCUAAGCUAUAGCUUGUUUAGCUUAUAUGUAAAUCUGUCACUGGGACUGGCACAGGGGUUUGGAAGGGGGGUACGCGAACCUCUCUGACCCUCUCUAUCUCUGAUCCCACGCCCAGCGAGGUCAAGCUGUCGGUGGUGACCUACCUGACCAACACCAUUGUGGAGGAGCUGCUGCAGGAGUUGUACUACGCUCACAAGAGUCUGGUGAGAGCAAGCCCCAUUCCGCCCCUAAUUACACCCCCCCGGGGGUUCAUUUAAUCCAGGGCUCAGUGCUAGAAACAGUGCUGAGGGGGCAUUGGACCAGGCCUCAGCCCUGACCUCUGCAAAUUGCUACCUAACCAACUCCCCCCAGGGCAUGUGCAGAGUGCUUGGCCAAUAGCGCUAAGCCAACGCAUGGAAGCCUCCCCCCGCCCCGGAAUUAGCAGGGACAAUGCCCCUUUCACUAUCUUAUCAGGAGAGGGAACGAAUUCAGGCAAGUGUACCGCAAAACCCGCUGUAAUUGUGUCCUAUAUGUAUGGGUUCAAUCGAUUCCACUUACAAGUCUCUUCCCCUAAAAGUAUCUCAAGCGAUUUCUCUGUAGAAUCAUAGACUUGGAAGGGAGGGUCACCUAGUCCCACCCCCUUCAAACGCAGGGAUAUGCAGCAGGAAUCGAACCCGCGACCUUGGCAUUAUCAAAAGCCAUUCAGUGUGUGAAAAGAGCAGUUGAAAAUAACUUCAGAUGCCACCUAUAUAUAAUAUAAUAAUAAUUUAUUAUUUGUAGCCAGCCCAUCUGGCUGGGUCUCGCCAGGCGACAAAGAUUAAAAAUACAUUAAAAUGUCAGACAUUAAAAACUUCCCUGAACAGGGCUGCCUUCAGAUGUCUUCUAAAUGUUAGGUAGUUGUUUAUCUCUUUGACAUCUGAUGGGAGGGUGUUCCACAGGGCGGGCGCCACUACCGAGAAGGCCCUCUGCCUGGUUCCCUGUAGCUUUGCUUCUCGCAAUGAGGGAACUGCCAGAAGGCCUUCAGAGCUGGACCUCAGCGUCCGGGCAGAAUGAUGGGAGUGGAGACGUGCCUUCAGGCAUAUGCUGACGCUCACCUGCAGGCCUUCCUCUCUCUUGCAUGGGGGAGGCCUCCCUCUCCUCUCUCAGCCCGUAAUGCCUCCCCAAUCUCCUCCCCAACCUCAGGCCCAGCACAUCAGCCACCUCCGCCGGCUUUCCGAGGGCCAAGACAACGCCGCCCUCCUGGAGCAGGUUGGGAAACCCCGUCUCCACGACCACGAGGAGACCACGGACGACGAGCUGGGCUCCAGCAUUGUAAGUGGGUGAGCUCUGGGGAGGCCCCAGGCUCCCAUCUAGCCCUGGAAGGGUUCGCCUGACCACUCUCUCGUCUCGCCCCAGGACACCAUGGCCAUCAAGAGGCGGAAGAACUGCCGCAGGAUCCGGCCCGCUUCUGCUUUCAUUAGUGAGUGCGGGAGCUGCUUGCCCCGAACGCCACCCUCCCAACCAUACAUUUCGCCUCUGGGGAUGGGCCGUAGUUCAGUGGUAGAGUGUCUCUUUUGCAUGCAGUCUCAAUUCCCAUUGAUGCCAGCUGGGGCUGGAAAACCCUGGCCAGUGUGGGCCAGGGGUAGCCAACACAGCGCCCUCUGGAAGAUAGGGGGCUCCAGCUCGCAUCCUGACUGUUCGCCGUGCUGGUAGGGGCUGAUGGAGAUCUGGCUCCCAACAUCUGGAGCGUUGGCUACCCCUGGUGUACCCCCAGAUUCCCAGUCACUGGACUACAACUCCCAUCAUCCAUGUCCGUUGGCUAAGCGGUCCAUGGACGAUGGUCGUUGUAGUCCAAGCAACGUCACGGAACCCAAGGUUGAACCCGCUCCAAAUGUCUAUAUAUUUCCCCCCCAACCAAGUCUGCAUCUAUAAGCAGUCCGCUCAUGUGUUGUGAGUGUCGUCUUGUCAUCAAUCCAUUCAUUAAAGGGGAUCAUAUCUUUUUAUUCCUCCACCUCAUCAAUAACUCUCCAUUGGCCAAAUAUAUAUUCCCACUGUGGAAUAUAACAACACAAUAAAAUUCAGAACAGAAACAUUUAAUUGCACGUUCUUUUUUCCCUGAAAUCCAAUUGAAAAUCUUUAACGAAUUCACCAAAGCUAAUGAACUUGAUGCGGUCAUUCCAGCUCUUUGACACCCGAUAGUCAUUUAAUAAUAAUAAUAAUAAUAAUAAUAAUAAUAAUAUAAUAAAUAAUUUAUUAUUUAUACCAUCAGUUUGAUUUGAGUUAAUUUUAUAAUGAAUGAUUUUGGUAUGUUGUACUAUUUUAUUGUUGUUAACUGCCCUGAGCCCGGCUUCGGCUGGGGAGGGCGGGAUAUAAAUAAAAAUUAUUAUUAUUAUUAUUAUUAUUAUUAUUAUUAUCAUUAUUAUCAUUAUCAUUAUUAUUAUUAUACCCCGCCCAUCUGGCUGGGUUUCUCCAGCCACUCUGGGCAGCUUCCAACCUCCAGCAUGCCCCCUAGGUAAUACCACUACCCCCCACUUUGAGAACUGCUGCUGCAGCCGAAGCCCAUCACUGUUUCUUCCAUUGCAUCUGAAAAUGCCCACCCUGUUGCAAGGCACGCUUCCCCCCCGUCCCUCCCCUCUUAAGUGGUAUAGUCUUUCCAACCAGACAGACCCCCAUCCUCUUUUUGCAGGUGGUUCUGAGCAGGACGGCGACCUGGUCGUGCCCAGGAUGGACUCCCCGCUGGGCUGGAUCUCGCUGGCCAGCAGCAGCCAAUACUUGCAUUCCCGCAGCACGUCCUUCGAAGCGCUCUCUGACCUGCCGACGGAAGGGGCCCGGCUGGAACACCGCACGCGCAGCCGCCCCCGGCCGCCCCGUGCCGCUCCGCAGGGCAGGUUCCGGCCCAAUGUGAGUAUCCUGCACACGAGCCCCUGCGGCUUCCAGCUCUCCUGUCUGCCUUUCCGUUCCUCCGCUUGCUAAGCUUCUCCCCCCAUUGCUUUCCCAUCCUUGCUGGGCGCAAAUUUGGCCUCUUGGUGUGAGAGGUGGGGCUGCACAAUUACUUAAGGCCUUUUGCAACUUGGCUGAUCUCAUGCCCAAUGCUAUCAUGUGGUGGCGAACUUCAAUGUCUAAAAUCCCUGGUAGAGGACAAGGAUCCCGAGAUCACGUUAAGGGUAGCCAAAUUCUGUGUGAUUGCCAUAAAACUUAGGGAACAAGCUGUGCUAUCAUAAUGAUCAAGGUUUUAAAUGAUAAUUUUAGGUUACCGUAUUUUUCGCUCUAUAAGACGCACCAGACCAUAAGACGCACCUAGUUUUUGGAGGAGGAAAACAAGAAAAAAAAUAUUCUGAAUCUCAGAAGCCAGAACAACAAGAGGGAUCGCUGCGCAGCGAAAGCAGCGAUCCCUCUUGCUGUUCUGGCUUCUGGGAUAGCUGCGCAGCCUGCAUUCAAUCCAUAAAACACACACACAUUUCCCCUUACUUUUUAGGAGGGAAAAGGUGAGUCUUAUAGAGCAAAAAAUACGGUAUAUGUUAGUGACUAACUUUUAAUUUAUAUAUUUUUUAACUGUUGCUAUAUCUGUAUUGUCCCUGUUAUACCUAAUUGCAAAUUCAAAUGUAUCCCUAUCGUGUUUUAUGACUUUCUUGAUAUUUUAUGUGGGAUGGAACUGGUCUGUGACCGAAAUAAUAAAAUUCAAUUCAUGUGGUGGCUCAAAUCCCAGCUCAGCCCCGCCUUCCCACCCUCUGAAGCCCGCAUUUGGGGGCUUUCUGCUGGAUUCGGCCGGCAGAAGGGUCCCAGCAGAGGGGCAUCUUUGCCCCAUCCACACACACCAGCCUGAGGCAAAGGUCUCUCAAUUUCUCUUUUCGUCACCUCCCUCGUUUCCUGUCCACAACCGGUUGAAUUCACCCACUUUCCACUCACUUAGUUCCCUCAUUUCUUCCUUUUUUAAAAAAGUUUUUAUUUAUACUUUUUUCGACUUUAUACAUUUUGUUAAUUUUACAUUCAUUUUAACCUUUCAUAGUUUGACUUCCUUCCCCCUCUUUCUGCGGCUCCUUAAAUUUAUUUUUUAAUACCUUCCGCAUAUCCAAAUUCAUUUAAUUUGCUCAUUUAAUGAUCUAAUUUAAAUAUAUACUCUUCUGAAACUGCAGGUUAUUACAAUAAUCCUGCCAGUGUUUUUUUAUCUGUCAACAAUUUAUCUGUGAAUAUUUCCAUUUCCAUUCAUUUGUUUAAAAAAGUUUGUUAUCUUGAUUUCUUAUUCUUCCGGUAAGUUUCACCGUUUCUGCAUAUUUCAUAAGUUUCUGUAUCCAUUCUUCCUUUGCUGGGACUUCUGCUUCUUUCCAUUUUGGGGCAAGUAGCAUUCUUGCCGCUGUAGUAGCAUACAUGGAUAAAUUUCUAUACAAUUUAGGUAGUUCUUGUUGGUUUCUGCUUUCCUUCACUGUGCAGCUCUGCUUGUCACGAGACAGGUGUUUACAUUCCACAGUCUGUACUGUUGGAGUUUCUCACGGGAAAGGGAGACUGGAUGUGACGUACACUGGUUUCCUGUUUUUCACUGUGUGUUUCUCUCCGAGCUGUCGAGGAGAGAGAGGAUGCAUUUUCUGCUCCGGCAGAGGCAAGAUGUCUUUCUGUAAUAUACCAGCUUUGAACUGUAAAUAAAGCUAUAUAGAGUAUGCAGCACGUAUUCCUCAUCCUUCCGCUGGGCACGAGACUCUGCUUUAAUUCAACACGUGGUUAUGGACUCCAGAAGUCGAAUCGGAGUGCCGGCAAAGGAUCGGAAUGCAGAGGGACGGAUCGGAACGGAAUCUGCUCUGCGCGUAGAGGUGAUUGAUGAGGUAUGUGCUACUGCUCCGGGCAGCCUGCCAGCUUCAAGUUAAUGGCUUUAUGGCUGGACUUUGAACUUUUAAAGCCGGUUUUGCCGGGAAUAGGCAAAAGGCUCCCAGGCACAAGUUACUAUGCUGGGGAAAUCGAAAGUAACUUUUAAGUGCGCUUUUGGAGUAAGGCAGCUGCAGCAGUGACGCAGCAAGAUUUAAUGCAGCAUAUAUGACGCUGAAGGCUAAUGCCAGAGUCAUGAUGGCCCUUCAGGAUGCUUGUGGGAUUCCUAAGCUCAACAAGAAAAAUUACAGCGACUGGGUUCAGUAUGCAGAGGCAAUUCUGCGGAAAGAGGGUUUGUUUGAGGUGAUUACAGAAACCCCCCCAGUUCCAGUUACAGAUGCAUGGAAAGCUAAGGAUUCCAAAGCAAAGGGAACUCUUACAUUGAUAGUAUCCCCAGAAGAGCUCUGUCUAUUGCGUGAUAAGACCUCAGCCAGAGAAAUUUGGGACGCUUUGAGAGAGGCUCACUUAAGGACAGAAGCUGGAUCCACUAUGUUUUACUUUAACAAGCUGCAUAAUAUGGCUCUUGCUGAAGGUGGAGAUGUGCGUUUACAUCUGAUGGAGAUGCAAAAUCUGAGACAUGAGCUGCAACAGAGAGGACUCAACUUUCCAGAGGCUGUGUAUUCUUUCAUGAUACUACAAUCUUUGGGUUCAGGUUGGGAGUCUGUUGCAACCCAGAUUGCUGUGCAACCAACUGCUCAGCUGACAGUGGACUUUGUUACUGCCGUGAUUUUAAAUGAAGCAGAUCGCCGGGUGCUAGCUGCAUGGGCAAGGGGAGUCUUCACAGACGUCAUCCCAUAGUGCAGUGGAACCACCAGAUGGCGCCAAAGCUUUGAAGGCAGUGAAAUGCUACUCGUGUGGACGUCUAGGCCAUAUGAAGAGGGAAUGCAGACAUCCCAGGGCCAAGACAGAGCAGCGCAGCGAAAGCUCAUCGCGCGGAAAAGGCCGAGGCAAAGGCAAAGGUCCGGUGUCAAGGACAACGCAGCACAAGGCUAUGGUUUCACGCUUCACUCCAAAGGUUGCAGAGGUCCAGAAGACGUCUAGACCUUUCUUCGUUGUUGAUUCAGCGGCCACCCACCACAUGUGCAACGAUAAGAGACUGUUUGUGUCUUUUACACCGCAGGAAGGUGCGAUUCACCAGGCGGAUGACCACACUAUUCCCAGUAAAGGCUACGGAACUGUUGUUCUUCACAGUUUGGACUUAUCGAUACAGAAUGUGCUUUACGUGCCAGACGCCAAACAUAAUCUGCUCAGCGUUGGACAGCUGAAUGAGCGGAACAUUGACGUUUCCUUCAAGAACAAGAAGUGCAUCAUCACAAAGAAAAAUGAUUAUGUAUUGCAUGCAGAAUAUGUUGAUCGUUUGUUUGUUUUGUAUUAUGAUGAUGUGGUGCAGGAUGACACUUGUUGCAUUGCAGGUUCUAACAAAAGUUUGCAUGCAGAAUGUAUUCACGAUUUUCAUCGAAAAUUUGGUCAUUUGCAUUUUGAGGCAGUAUCUAAAAUGCCUGCCUUGGUUGAAGGUAUGACUAUUAAACCCUGCAGGUACCACAUGAAGUGCAAAGCAUGUGCAGCAAACAAGGUCAAAAUGGCUGCGAAAGGUAAGGUGUCUAGUAGGAAAGCUACAGAACCAUACCAGGUUGUUCAUGCUGAUUUGGUUGGACCACUAGCGCCCUCUUUGGGUGGAAAUAGAUACUUCAUGGUUCUCAUUGAUGCAUUUUCUAGAUAUAUUUUUGUGUACAAUCUCAAGCAGAAAUCGGAGGCUUUUCCUAGGUUCAAGGAAUUCUGUGCUUGGUUGGAAAAUGUGCAUGGUAAGAAGAUAAAGACUCUUUUCAGUGAUCGCGGGGAAUUCACUUCUCAGCAGUUUGAAGCUUUUCUGACUGAGAAAGGAAUUCAACACGAUUUGUCUAGUCCUCGCUCGCCAUGGCAGAAUGGACUUGCGGAACGGGCAAAUCAGACAUUGCUUCAAGGGUUAAAAACCUUGCUGCAUGAUGCCAAUCUUCCAGAGAGUUAUUGGGCCGAAUCUCUCUCGUGUUUUGUUUACAGUUACAAUCGCAGGUUAUCUUCAGCGAUUGGUUGUACCCCCUAUGAGAAGAUGUUUGGCAAAAAGCCAUACAUCAAACACAUGAAGAUUUUUGGUUCUGACAUGUGGGUUCGCUCACCACAAAACUCCAAGUUAGACAAGCGUGGAUUGCAUGGUAUCUUUCUAGGUUAUCAGAAAGGGUCUUACAGAAUAAUGAUGACUGACUCUAAGACAAUUAAGCUCACGAGAAGUGUUGAGUACAAUGCAAAGUGGGGGAGAAUGUGGGAAUUUUCCAAUGUUAUCCUGAUGACGGUGAUGAGACUGAGGAUAGUCAAAGCAACCACAACAACCCACACCCACUGAUGAAGGUUCUGAGUCUGAAUCUGAAACUGAAUCGGGUGAUUCAGAGGAUUUCGAGAGUGCGAAAGCCUCUAUGCGACCCUCUGAAAGCUCUGAUCAAGAAUUGGAGGAACCAUUGUUCACAAUAGGUCGUUUUUCUCCUAAGAAGGAAGAGGAGAGUGUUGAAGACUUAAGGCUAAUUCGUAGGUCACAGAGAGCCACAAAAGGCAAACCUCCAAAGAGAUUUGCUGAUGAGUUUGCUAAGAUAGCAGUAACAGCUGUUAAAAGCUCCAAGAAGGUAUUUGAACCUUCAAGUUUCCAAGAAAUCCAGGGUUUGGAUUCGAAGGAAGCUGAGCCAUGGUUAAAUGCCAUGAAGGCUGAGCUUGAUUCCUUAGAAAGGAACAAAACAUGGGAGCUAGUUCCAGUAGUUCCAGGAAUGAAACUGCUUGGAAGCAAAUGGGUCUUCAAAGCGAAGACAGAUCAAAAUGGCAAGAUAGUCAGACACAAAGCCAGAUUGGUAGCCAGAGGUUUUGCACAGGUACCAGGUGAAGACUAUCACGAGACCUAUUCACCCACAGUGAGAUAUGAAAGCAUUAGGCUUAUGCUCAAGCUAGCUGCAGAGGAAAAUCUACACAUUAGUCACCAUGAUAUUAAUACAGCUUUUCUGUACGGAUCUCUAGAUGAAUCACUUUAUAUGCUUCCACCUGAUGGCGUACAGGUAAAACAGGGAUUUGUUUGUGCUCUGAAGAAAUCCCUUUAUGGUCUCAAACAAAGUGCACGGUGUUGGCACACAAAACUCACUGAAGUAUUGUUUUCUCUAGGUUUUCAGCAAGGGAAAGCUGAUCCAUGUGUAUUUGUCAAAGAGGAGGGGCAAAAGAAGCUGUACUGUUUGUUUUAUGUUGAUGAUUUAUUAUUCUUUUGGAAAGAUGUCGCAAUGUACAAUAACGCCCUAGCUCAACUGAAGGAGCACUUUGACAUGAAAGAUCUUGGUGAGGUAAACAACUACCUAUCUCUGGAAAUAGAGAGAGAUCAAGAUGGUAACAUUCUAGUACACCAGUCACGGAAAAUUGCUGAUGUGUUAAGCAAACUAAAUCUGAUGGAUGCUAACCCUGUAGACACACCGAUGACAACAGGUUAUCAGGUAGAUGACACUGAAGAAGCAUUUUCUGACACUACACUGUACAGGAGUGUGCUAGGCAAGCUAAACUUCAUUGCCAGAUGUUCAAGACCAGACAUUGCUGUUAGCUGUAAUUUGCUAAGCAGACAAGUCAACAAUCCUAGUGUCAAGGAUUGGAAAGCUCUGAAACGCAUAGCGCGGUAUUUGAAAGGCACUAUGCAUUACAGACUGAGAUUUAACAAUCAGAAGUCUGGUGGUCUUGAGAUAUUUGCAGAUGCAAGUUUUGGAAGUGACGCUACAGACAGGAAAAGUACAUCUGGAGUUUGCUACAUGUACAAUCAGAGUCUGUUUGAUUGGUCAUGCAAGAAGCAAACAACAGUUAGCUUAAGUACUUGUGAAGCUGAACUGAAUGCACUGUCUUAUUCACUUAAGGAUUGUGAAUGGUUAGUACAAUUGUGCAAAGAUAUGAAAAUUCCUGUCAAAUGUCCAAUCCAGGUUUACCAGGACAACAAAGCAUGUUUGGCUUUGCUGAAGUCUGAAGGUUGUAAGCAAAGCACAAAGCACUUGCAAUUAAAGUUGCAGCAUGCUAGGGAAUGUAUUCAGAAGGGACUCGUAACGGUGUCCUAUAUGCCAGGUAAUGAAAUUCCUGCUGAUGUAUUGUCCAAGAUUGUAUCAAGGGAUCAACACUGUACCUAUGUGCAGAAGUUGGGUUUGUACUGACAUUGUGCAAACACGCUGCCCAGUGAUGUUCACAGAAAGGGGGAGGAUGUUGGUUUCUGCUUUCCUUCACUGUGCAGCUCUGCUUGUCACGAGACAGGUGUUUACAUUCCACAGUCUGUACUGUUGGAGUUUCUCACGGGAAAGGGAGGCUGGAUGUGACGUACACUGGUUUCCUGUUUUUCACUGUGUGAUUCUCUCCAAGCUGUUGAGGAGAGAGGAUGCAUUUUUCUGCUUCGGCAGAGGCAAGAUGUCUUUCUGUAAUAUACCAGCUUUGAACUGUAAAUAAAGCUAUAUAGAGUAUGCAGCACGUAUUCCUCAUCCUUCCGCUGGGCACGAGACUCUGCUUUAAUUCAACAGUUCUGUCCCAAUAAUUCCCAAAAGAAAAGCUUCUGGGUGUUUUUUUUUUGUUUGCUUGUUUUUACAAAGGUUAUUUUGAACAUCCUUUUCAAUUAUAUGUCAUUUCCCAGUAAGCUUUAAUCUUAUUACAAGACUAUCACACAAGACCACCACCUCAUUUAUUUCCUCUGCCUUAUGGUGCUGGAGGAGACUCUUGAGAGUCCCAUGGACUGCAAGAAGAUCAAACCUCUCCAUUCUGAAGGAAAUCAGCCCUGAGUGCUCACUGGAAGGACAGAUCCUGAAGCUGAGGCUCCAAGACUUUGGCCACCUCAUGAGAAGAGAAGACUCCCUGGAAGAGACCCUGAUGUUGGGAAAGAUGGAGGGCACAAGGAGAAUGGGACGACAGAGGACGAGAUGGUUGGACGGUGUUCUCGAAGCUACCAGCAUGAGUUUGACCAAACUGCGGGAGGCAGUGGAAGACAGGAGUGCCUGGCAUGCUCUGGUCCAGGGGGUCACAAAGAGUCGGACACGACUAAACUACUAAACAACAACAACAAAUUCCCAUUUUAUAUUCAUUUGCCCAUUUGUAGGUUCUGUAGGUUGCCUUCUUGUUACCUUUAUUCUCCCAUUCUAUGUGUUCUUUUUAACAAAUCCAUGCACUUUUUUCCUCUUCCUCAUUCCCAUUUUCCAACUUUCGGUUCGUUCACCCUUUGAACCAAACCGAACUCUAGAACAAUACAAAUCGGAUGUACCUUUUUCAAACGUUCCUAGACAGGAAGUCUCGUCCACUGAAGGUGGGACUUCCUCUUUCCCUUUAGACUUAUGAAUAAGGAGGAGAUGUUCCUUGUGAACUAGGCGGUGCAAGAUAACAAGGCAUUCAUCGUCCUUCCCCAUUUCAGAACCGAAUCCUGGGCUCUAUAGAGUCCCGAGAACAGGAGAACGGGUCGGUGCCCCGACUGGACGAGGGUCUCGAUGAAUUUUUUAACAGGAGGGUCCUUGCCGACAAUACCGGGUGAGCCUCAUUAUUAUUAGUUUUUAUUUAUUAAUUUAAUUUAAUUUAUAUCCCGCCCUAUAUCUCAACUAGUCUCGACUAGGGCCAGGGCCUUUUCAGUAGUGGCCCCGACUUGGUGGAACGCUCUGUCACAAGAGACUAGGGCCCUGCGGGACUUGACAGAGCUGUUCCGCCUGGCCUUUGGUUUGGACUCAGUCUGACCCUUAUGUUUCCCACCCCUUAUGGUUUUGAUUUAUGGGCUACUAUUAAAAUGAGGCUGCAUUUGAAAUUGUAUUUUAACCAGUAUUUUAAAUUGGUUUUUUCUACUUCUUUCCGCCCCCCUAUUAUGUUUUUAUUGCAAUUUUACUGGUGUUAGCCGCCCUGAGCCUGCCUCUGGCCAGGGAGGGCGGGUUAUAAUUUAAAAAUUAUUAUUAUUAUCUGGAGGUCUCAGGUCGGUUCACAGAAUAAAAUCAAGAUAUAAAACUACAAAAUACCAAAUAAAAAUAAAAACAGCAACCCUAUAGCCCCACCCUAAAAAAAACCAAAAACAUUUUAAAAGCACAUAGGAUGUCAAUCAAAAUCAACCAAAGGCCUGGUUAAAACGGAAUGUUUUUGCCUGGCGUCUAAAGGUGUAUAACGAAGGCGCUGGGCGAACCUUCCUGGGGAGAGCAUUCCACAGACGGAGCCACUGCAGAGAAGGCCCCCGUUCUCGUGUUGCCACCCUCCGGACCUCUCGAGGAGGAGGCACACAAAGAAGGGCCUCAGAAGGUGAUCUCAGGGUCCAGGAUGGUACAUAAGGGGAGAGGUGGUCCUUGAGGUAUUGCGGUCCUGAGCCGUUUAAGGCUUCAUAGAUCAAAAACAGCACUUUGAAUUGGGCCCAGAAACUCAUCGGUAGCCAGUGCAGUCGGACCAGGAUCAGUGUAAUAUCCUCAAACCGUCUUGCUCCGGUGAGCAACCUGGCUGCUGAAUUCUGCACCAGCUGAAGUUUCCGAACCAUCUUCAGAGGCAGCCCUGCGCACUGCAGUAAUCUAACCUUGAGGUUACCAGAGCAUAGACAACAGUAGUUAGGCAUCACCCCCUUCCCCACCCCCUGGAAUCUAUGCUUCCAGGUGUCACAAGAAAGCUGCAGAGAUAGCGCAGGAUAGUGCGCACCCCGGAAAUGAUCUCUUUCAGCUUCUGCCUUCAGAAAGAAGGUACAAGGUUAUAAAGACUAGGACUAGCCACCUAGGAAACAGUUUCUACCCAAAUGCGGUUUGGGUUUUAAACACAGUGUAAGGUAGUCUCUAUGGGACGUGGGUGGCGCUGUGGGUUAAACCACAGAGCCUAGGGCUUGCCGAUCAGAAGGUAGCGGUUCGAAUCCCCGCAACCGGGUGAGCUCUCGUUGCUCAGUCCCUGCUCCUGCCAACCUAGCAGUUCAAAAGCACAUCAAAGUGCAAGUAGAUAAAUAGGUACCGCUCCGGCGGGAAGGUAAACGUGCGCCACUCUGGUUCGCCAGAAGCGGCUUAGUCAUGCUGGCCACAUGACCCAGAAGCUGUAUUGGCUCCCUUGGCCAAUAAAGCGAGAUGAGCGCCGCAACCCCAGAGUCGGCCACGACUGGACCUAAUGGUCAGGGGUCCCUUUACCUUAAGGUAGUCUCUAUGGGAGUAUAUUGUAUUUAAUUAUGAGGUAUCAGAGUUUUUAGGGGGGUUAACCAGGCUGGGAUAGCUGGGAUAGCAGGCUUGUUGGUUUUUGAAUGUCCGAUGUAGAUUUUUUUCAAUUUCUUCGUUCUGUAUGGGACAAUGACAAUAAAGAUUAUCGUAUCGUAUCAGAAUUUGCAAUCUAGACGCCCCAGACGUCCUUUUUAUUGCACCUCCACAAUGGAGAAUUUUGAAAAAGUGCUAGUCCAGGGGGCCCCGUGGCUCUCCCCUCUGCAGCCACUGCAGCGCUCAAGAAUCAUAGAACUGGAUGGGACCCCGAGCGUCAUCCAGCCCAACUCCCCUGCAAUGCAGGAAUUGCAGCUGAGAUUCCCCUCCCUCAGUUCCUUCGCCUUUUCCCUCUCGCAGGUACCCUCGGACGCCCAAGGGCUGUGGGGUGAGGCCGGGACCCUCCGACCCCCUCCCGCCCCUCCAGAAGAAGAGGAGGAGGGGCCUCUUCCACUUCCGCAAACAUCGCAGCAUCAAGGGGGAGCGAGACCCCGAGGACCUGCCCCCCAGCCCUCCUCCGCCACCCAUGGGUGGGGACGACCAGAAGCCCCCCCUGCGCCCCUCGGGCAGCCAAGAGGAGGAGAGGCGGCUGGGGCAGGAUGGCCUGGGGACGGCUGUGCCCCUUCCGGGAAUGGGGGUCCUCGGCCCCAGAAGUGGGGUGAAGGGUCUGCCCAGCAGGGCUAAGCAGGUAAAGGAAGUCUCUGCUCCCGGGAAUGGCGGGAGGGUAGAAAGCAGGGGGCUGUCCAAGGAGUUCUUGCGUUUCAUUCGCUCUGCUCUCUUCUCUUCCCGCCCACGCCGCAAAAAGAGCUCCAAUCCUGACACGGGGAGGGCGGAGCCAGACUCCAAAGGGGCGGAGCUCCUGCAGCCAUCGCGGGUCCAAGGCGUGGCCCUGCCCGGAAUGGGACGUGCUAAGGGGUGGAGCCUGGAUGCCAAGCUGGAGGUAAUUGGUGGCUUACUGGGGAGGAGGCGGGGCUAGGCAAAUUCGAGUUGUCAGUGGCUGCCGGCCACUUUAGCAACCUGAGGCUGUUUGCCUCUGAAUGCCCAGUCCCCAGGAGAGGGAGAGUGUCGCUGUUUCUAUCAAUAUCAUCAAUUGAAACCCCUUUUGGGGAAUUUUUUGUGUGAAAACGGGAGAUCAGCAUGUGAUAGUUGCGUUUGAUGACUGGGAAAAUACCGGUCUAUGGGAAGUGGAAUAGUAUUAGAGUCAAAUGAGGUCGCGGGCAGGAUUCGAGAUGAAAGCAGCAGAAGGAAAAUGAUAAAAUAACUAUAACAGAGAAAGUUUUUGUAAUGGAUAAAGAUAUAAAGGUUUGGGAAGGAAAGGUUUGAGGAAAAACACUGUGGAGAUGGGUACGGGAAGUCGUCUUGCGGAACAAUGUAAUUAUUUGAUAUGAAGAUUAUUGUGAAAGCGUAUGAAAAGAUUAAUAAAACAUUCUACAGAAAGUGGAGUAGUUGGAUGUUGUUGUUGUCGUGGAGAAAAUGUUUUGAAUAAUUCAUUUUAUGCAACAGACAGAAUUGGAAGCCCUUUUUCUUUUCUUCUGUUUUCUUUCUUUCUUUCUUUCUUUCUUUCUUUCUUUCUUUCUUUCUCAUCACUUCUCUUUUUUAUCAUUUCCCCCUUUUAAAUCUGUCUGUCUCAAAAAGGCUUUAAUAAUAAUAAUAACUAGUAUGCAAAAAGGAGAGUUUCGCUGUUGCCCUGAAGUUCUGCUUGCGAACUUCCCAUUGGGACCCCUGUUUGGCCGCUGUGAGAACAGGGAUGCUGGACUUAGAUGACCCCUCCCCUCCCCCUUGGGCCUGAUCCAGCAACCAGCCUCCUCCGACGUUCUUAACCCACCUGCUUCCUCUUCCGGUUCUAGAGCGUGGACCUGGGGCGAGGAGGCAGCAUGAGGGAGCAGCAGAGAAGGCGCUCUUCGGACGACUCAGGUCAGCAUCCCACAACCCAACAACCCUUCUCCAUCGAUCUUCGCUCCUUCCUCGUCCCCCUCCCACUGCCCCCCCCAAGCAAAACUCUUAAUAAGAUGCUAUGAACUGGACUGAGCAGAAGACGCUUCCUUCUGCAUCAGUCGGGACGUUUCAUGCAUCUUGAAAUUUGCCUUGUUUCAAUAUUCACCCCCCCUCCAGUUCAGUUUUCUCAGGGCGCUUUAAAUCCCAGGGGCACGAUUCUGCCAAAAUUAAGCCCUACCGAGCUCAGUGAGGGAGCUGAGCAGCCCAUGGGGACUCAAAGGUGCGCAAACUAGGCUGAAUUGUGCCCCAAGAAUUUUAGUCUUGCUUGCAAAAUAAAUAAAUGUGUGUACCCUUUCCCCCUUCCCCCCAAAAACGAUCAAAACCACAGGUUUUAGAAUGAUCUGAUUUAUUAUUAUUAUUUUGCACGGGGUGGUGGUGGUGGAAUUCUUUGAACAACUUGAAGAACUGGGGAGGGGAUGUACCGUAUUUUUCGCUCCAUAAGACGCACCUGACCAUAAGACGCACCUAGUUUUUAGAGGGGGAAUGCAAGGGGGGGGGGAAUUCUUUAAGGGGAACGCUGAGCAGAGUCUGUACGCAUCCCAGGCUCUGCUCAGCACUCCCUUUCACAGCCCGUCACUAAUGGGUAGCCCUUCUCCAUCCUCAGGGAAAAGCCCCCAAGAGCCGCACACACGCUCUUGGGGGCUUUUCCGGGAGGUGGGGGAAGGGACAGAGCGUGGCUAAGCCAGAAGCUAGAGCAGCAAGAGGGGGCGCAGUGAUCCCUCUCGCAGCUCUGGCUUCUGGGAUAGCUGUGCAGCCAUAAGAUGCACACACAUUUCCCCUUACUUUUUAGGAGGGGAAAAGUGUGUCUUAUAGAGCAAAAAAUACGGUAUUUGGAUCUAGAAUACCUACAACUGCAAUUUUGGCCCCAUGUUUUAAGUGUGUGCGUGCAGGACUGCAGCUCUGGCUGAGAUAGAAAGAUGGACUUUUCUGUUUUCUGAACCCCACAGGGCAAGCGGGGUGGAGACCUCACCCCCCACUGCAGAGCACCAAGCCAAGCUUUGCCACCAUUCGCCGGGCAGAAGCCAGCUGGGACAUAGGUGGGCAUGUGAGGUUUUGUGAGUUUCCUGGGUAAGAUCACGGCCGACGGCUCAGAUGUGAUGCUCUUCAAUGUGAUGCGUGGUUCUUGUUUUAGGGAGCCGGCCUCACCCUGUCCCCUAAAACAAGCAGCUCCCUCGUCCAGAGCCCCCUUAGCCUGGGUCUCCUGUGCUGUGUUUGUAUCUACAGGUGAAACUCAGAAAAUCAGAAUAUCAUGGAAAAGUUCAUUUAUUUCAGUAAUUCAACUUAAAAGCUGAAACUAAUAUAUGAGAUAGACUCAUGACAUGCAAAGCGAGAUAUGUCAAGGCUUUCAGGCCAAACAAGCACAGUAAUCCCAUGGGCAUUGAACCAGGUUUUGGUACUUUUGGCAGUGUGGGCAGCUGCCAAAGUCCUACUGGAAAAUGAAGUCAGCAUCCCCAUAAAGCUCAUCUGCGGAAGGAAGCAUGAAUUCUCCAAAAUCUUCUGGUGGAUGGAUGCGUUGACCCUGGACUUAAUGAAGCACAGUGGACCAACACCAGCUGAUGACAUGGCUCCCCAAAUCAACACAGACUGUGGAAACUUCACACUGGACUUUGAGCAUCUGGCAUCGUGUGCCUCCCCAUUCUUCCUCCAGACUCUGGGGCCUUGGUUUCCAAAUGAGAUGCCAAAGCUGCUCUCAUCAGAAAAGAGAUUUGGGGAGCCAUGUCAUCAGAUGCAUGCUUCUACUUCUCAGAGGUCCAAUAUUGCUCUAUUUGCAAUCCUUGUUUUGCUUCAUUUACUAUUCUAAUUUUCUGAGAUUGUUAGUUUGGGGUUUUCAUCAGCUGCACCCCAUAAUCAUCACAAUUAUAACAAAUAAAGGCUUGACAUAUCUCGCUUUGCAUGUCAUGAGUCUAUCUCAUAUAUUAGUUUCACCUUUUAAGUUGAAUUACUGAACUAAAUGAACUUUUCCACGAUAUUCUAAUUUUCCAAGUUUCACCUGUAUAUUUACAGCAUUAAUUCCCCGUUCUUCAGCUAAAAAGACUCUCAGAGCGGCUCUAAGGCAACCCCUUCCCUCAGGCGCACAGUCUCUUAAAAAGACACAGUACGCAAGGAAAGGCGGGUGCGGAGGGAGGAGGAAAAAGCAAGCCGAAGCACAACUCCUUAAGUUUCAGCCAAUGUUAGUUAGCCAAUGCCAGCAGCUAUCUUGCCCCUUGAUGAAAAGCAGUUCCUCCAUUUCCCAGGAGCAGAACUGGCAGCCCUGAAUCAGAAUUCAUGGAAUCAUAAGUUGUAGAGUUGGAAGGGACCUCUGAGGGUCAUCUAGCUCAACCCUCUGCAAUGCAGGAAUCAACAAGGCAGGGCAGCUCCUGCCACCAGAUUCUUCCCCCCCAGACAUCCCUUUACGCUUCUACUAGGUAGAAGGAAAUAUUUUUUAAAAAAGGAUUUGCCACAUGCACCUCAUUUUCCUACUCCUGGUCGCCAACAGCUGAAGAAAGCACGCCGAGGGAGAGCAGGGGACAGGAACCCCUCAGAGACACCCCCCCAGAAGAAACGGACGAAAGGGCCGUUGCCGUGGCAACACCGACCUCCGAAAAGGACCGACCGACGCCGCCAGCCAAGGCAAGCAGCCCUGCUGAACAAUGUAACACAGCACGAUGGCCAAUAGCAAUGGCACUAAACGCUAUUUAUAGACUAAUACAAAUGAUCAGAAAUACAGCCAAGGUCUCUCAAUCUUCUUCCCCAGUCACGGUAGAAUAAUUCAAAAUGGGAUAUAUACAUAAUCUGUCACCGAAUAUUGCCAGAACAGAGUUUCCGGAUAACCAAUCUGUUUCGUUCAAUGCUUCAUCAGCCAAUCUUGAUCAAUUCUUUGUCAGCCAGACUUGUAAGAAUUAAUAUGAGAAGGAUGCAGUUCAAUUUGGCUUGGACUCAGUCUGACCCUUAUGUCUUCCCUCCCCUUAUGGUUUUGAUCUAUGGGCUACUUUUAAAAUGAGGCUGCAUUUUAACCUGUAUUUAAAAUUGGGCCCCCCCCUUAUGUUUUUACUGUAAUUUUACUGGCGUUAGCCGCCCUGAGCCCUGCUCUGACCGGGGAGGGCGGGGUAUAAAAUUUAUUAUUAUUAUUAUUAUUAUUAUUAUUAUUAUUAUUAACAACCUGAAAUUGCAAUAUACAUGUGAUGAAAUCUGCGUCUGAAUAAAAUAAAGCGCAUAAUACAAUAUGUACAACUAAAAUAUGCUCUGAAUCAGUGCUCAUAUGAUACUGUAGUCACUGAUGCUAGUAUAAAGUUGUAAAGAACAUAAUAUAGUUAGCCACACGUGAAACUAAUAUGCUGUAAGGGAAAUUAAAGACACGGCACAACAUUAACAGCAAGAAGGCCUGACAGCCAGAUGAAAACAGUUGAAAACAGUCCCCUCUGGGAGAGUGAAAACUGCAGGCGAACUGGGCCUGUAGUACUGAUUUUCUCUCCUUGCCCCCCCUCGGCCCCCAAUUCAGUUGGGUUUUUGCCGUCAUAGAACUCAGCAGCGGGAGGACAGGAACCAAGCGAGAACGAGUUGGCUCUGCUGCUAGUUUGGCGCCAUCUACUGUUGGCUUCCCUCCCUUCCCCCUUGUUGUUGUUUAGUCAUGUCCGACUCUUCGUGACCCCUGGACCAGAGCACGCCAGGCACUCCUGUCUUCCACUGCCUCCCGCAGUUUGGUCAGACUAAUGCUGGUAGCUUCGAGAACACUAUCCAACCAUCUCGUCCUCCGUCGUCCCCUUCUCCUUGUGCCCUCCGUAUUUCCCAACAUCAGGGUCUUUUCCAGGGAGUCUUCUCUUCUCAUGAGGUGGCCAAAGUCUUGGAGCCUCAGCUUCAGGAUCUGUCCUUCCAGGGAGCACUCAGGGCUGAUUUCCUUCAGAAUGGAGAGGUUUGAACUUCUUGCAGUCCAUGGGACUCCCAAGAGUCUCCUCCAGCACCAUAAUUUAAAAGCAUCAAGUCUUCGGCGAUCAGCCUUCUUUAUGGUCCAGCUCUCACUUCCAUACAUCACUACUGGGAAAACCAUGGCUUUAACUAUACAGACCUUUGUUGGCAAGGUGAUGUCUCUGCUUUUUAAGAUGCUGUCUAGGUUUGUCAUUGCUUUUCUCCCAAGAAGCAGGCGUCUUUUAAUUUUGUGGCUGCUGUCACCAUCUGCAGUGAUCAAGGAGCCCAAGAAAGUAAAAUCUCUCACUGCCUCCAUUUCUUCCCCUUCUAUUUGCCAGGAGGUGAUGGGACCAGUGGCCAUGAUCUUCGUUUAUUUUGAUGUUGAGCUUCAGACCAUAUUUUGCGCUCUCCUCUUUCACCCUCAUUAAAAGGUUCUUUAAUUCCUCCUCACUUUCUGCCAUUAAGGUUGUGUCAUCUGCAUAUCUGAGGUUGUUGAUAUUUCUUCCGGCAAUCUUAAUUCCAGCUAGGGAUUCAUCCAGCCCAGUCUUUCGCAUGAUAAAUUCUGCAUAUAAGUUAAAUAAGCAGGGAGACAAUAUACAGCCUUGUCGUACUCCUUUCCCAAUUUUGAACAAAUCAGUUGUUCCAUAUCCAGUUCUAACUCUAGCUUCUUGUCCCACAUAGAGAUUUCUCAGGAGACAGAUGAGGUGAUCAGGCACUCCCAUUUCUUUAAGAACUUGCCAUAGUUUGCUGUGGUCGACACAGUCAAAGGCUUUUGCAUAGUCAAUGAAGCAGAAGUAGAUGUCUUUCUGGAACUCUCUAGCUCUCUCCAUAAUCCAGCGCAUGUUUGCAAUUUGGUCUCUGGUUCCUCUGCCUCUUCUAAAUCCAGCUUGCACUUCUGGGAGUUCUCGGUCCACAUACUGCUGUUGGCUUCCCUCCUUUCCCCCUUACCAAUCUCAAAUUGCGAGCAGGCAAUUUCUUUGCUCUCAUCUCAAGCCACAUUGCGCUCUACGUUUAAGCACACCUCCCUUGCGAGGGGGGUCACGGGCAAAACUGGACCCUGGUGCCUGGUGCAGACAGCGUUUCUGCACCAUCCCUAUUUUCUUUUAUCCAUUUUACCUCCUUGACUCUUUAGAGCCUAUCGACUUCCUUCCCUCUCGCCUCAUGGCUUUCAAAAUUAACUUUUAUGUCAUUGCCUUUUUGUACGUUUCCCAAUUCUGAUUGCACUCAUUGCUUAAUACAGUGGUACCUCGGGUUAAGAUCUUAAUUCGUUCCAGAGGUCCGUUCUUAACCUGAAAGUGUUCUUAACCUGAAGCACCACUUUAGCUAAUGGGGCCUCCUGCUGCCGCCGUGCUAUUUCUGUUCUUAUCCUGAAGCAAAGUUCUUAACCUGAGGUACUAUUUCUGUGUUAGUGGAGUCUGUAACCUGAAGUGUCUGUAACCCGAGGUACCACUGUAACUCAAAAUUUAAAUAAAUAUAGAAAGGUAGAAAACUUCUCCUUACAAGUCUUCGGAUAACCCUGCUAGUGAUGUUAAUUGCUUACAAUAAUCUUUCAGAUAUCGUAUAAAUUUACCCCAGUCCUUUUGGACUACUUAAUCUUGCUGGUUUCGGAUUUUUCCUGUCAGCUUCGCGAGUUCUGCAAAGUCCAUCAUCUUAACUGCCACUCUUCUUUCGUUGGUCCUUCUUGUUGUUUCCAUUUUAGGGCUAAAAUAAUUCUUGCCGCAGUUGUUGCAUACGUAAGCAGUCUUUUAUCUUCCCUUGGUAUCUCUUCACCCGCUAUACCCAAUAAAAAGGCUUCUGGUUUUUUUAACAAAAGUAUUUUUAAAUAUUUUCUUUAGCUCGUUAUACACCAUUUCCCAGAAAGCCUUUACCUCUUUGCAAGUCCACUACAUGUGGUAGAAGAUACCUUCCCUUUCUUUACAUUUCCGACACUCAUUGGUUCUUGUCUUGUACAUUUUAGCAAGUGUAGCUGGUGUUAAAUACCAUCUAUACAUCAUUUUCAUAACAUUUUCUUUAAGUGCACUGCAUGCAGUAAAAUCAAUACCUUCCUUCCACAAAGACCAUUGCUAUUUUCGGGACGGAUUCAGUCACAUAUCGGCUGACUCAGGUUGCAUCAUGAGGGUUGACUGGGAGCUGCUGCACAACGAACUCAAGAAAUUGGGCUUCUUCUCUUUUUUGCUAUGAGGAAAGUAACAGGGGAAGCGCAGGGCAAAAGUGUGGCACGCCAAAGCAAGUCCUUCUCACCUCCCCAUGAAGGAAUUAUGACAAAUGCCCUUUAAACAGCCCAUCUAAUUUCCCAUCAGAUCAAUCAACAUCCACACUCAGCAAACUGGUUCCCUAGAAGCACCCAAAAAAGUUAUUAGCAAGACAUAUGUCAGCAAAAUUCACCCAACCGAAGCUGGUCCCGGCCUGCCAGACGUUGGACUACAACUCCCAUCAUCCCCUGACCAUCGGCCAUGUGGGCUGCUGGGGAUAAAACAGCAACUGCAGGGGCACAGAUUUCACCAGCCCCGCUUAGGAGGCUGCCAGGAACAUCUCACAAAUUUAAGCAGGCCUUUGGCUGAUGCCCUUUUCAAUGUGUUGGCAAGAUUAUUGAGUUGUCUUUGUUUUCGUUACGUAUUCUUUGGGGUUUUUUUAUACGGUCAUACCUCGUGUUGCGUUUGCUUCAGGUUGAGCGUUUUCUGCGUCCCGGGGCGGCCUGGAAGUACCGGAAAGGGUUACUUCUGGGUUUCGCCGCUCUCGCAUGCACAGACGCUCAAAAUGACGUCACACGCAUGCGCAGAAGCGGCGAAUCGUGACCUGCACAUGCACAGAUGCCGGUUGCGUUCUGCUCAUGUUGUGAACGGGGCUCCGGAACGGAUCCUGUUCGCAACCAGAGGUACCACUGUAUUGUAAUUUUUAUGUUGUGAACCGCCCUGAGAUCUACAGGUAGAGGGCAGAAUAAUAAUAAUAACAAAUAACAAUAAUAGUAAUAAUAAUAAUAAUAAUAAUAAUAAUCAGUGCCUUCCCCCCCCCCAGUGGUACACAGGGGUACACAUACCGCUAAACAUUUUGUGAACCUUUGUACUUUUGUCCAUUUACUGUAUUCAUUUUCCCCCAAUUUGAACUACAAGAUGGUGAUUUUCUUGAGUCAAAAUGAAAGUACCCCUAAACAUUUUUAAAGGAAAAAAGCAAUAAUAAUAAUGAUGAUGAUGACGGUAGUGGUAGUGGUGGUGGUUCCUUACAUUGACCCUGCUGAGAUUGGCAGAAUUCCCUGCAGGCUUCUGCGUUUCACAGAACUCUUCUGCAAAAUACACUUCUGACAAUAUGAUCUGUUUGACUCCACGAUUCUCCUUUUUUUUUUUUUUUUGCAGCAAUUCAGGGAUCCCCCGCCCGCCCCUCGGCCUCCCAAGCCCGUCGCCCUCCCCCGGGGCCGGAAGCCCCCCAGCCAGCCCGAGAGGAGCCGCAGCAACGAGGAAGCAGGCGGCGCAGGAGGAGGGGCAGUCCCGGAGGAAACACGUACGUCCCCCCCAAUUGCCCAACCCCGACGCAGAGCUGAGGAGCGGGAGAACGAAGGUGACGUGAGACUGGGGCGGCAGGACCCGACCGGGCCUUCUUCUCUCCCCCUGGGAGUUUCUGGCGGAAGGAACUCCUUCUGGGGGCCACGGAUUCUGCGUGGUCCGUGGCUGUUUCCCUCCCUGCCAUAAAGUGGGCUCCUGCGAACAUCUCUCCAGGGUUUUUCAGGCAGGCCGUCUCUCCCAGCCCUACCUGGAAAUGCCAUCAGGGACUGGACCUGGGGCCUUCUGCCUGAAAAGCAGCCACCGAGCUGCAGCCCUUUCACGAAAGCUUUUGGAGUGGCAGUGUGGGGCAGUGGUUAGAGCAGUGGUUCGCAAAGGGUGUGGUGCCGGAGAGGACGGCGAGCGUGGCAGAAAGAUUCAAGGACAAUCAUGUAAACAUUUUCGCAUGCUGUAGGACGCGGGUGGUGCUGUGGGUUAAACCUCAGAGCCUAGGACUUGCUGAUCAGAAGGUCGGUGGUUUGAAUCCCCGCGAUGGGGUGAGCUCCCAUUGCUCUGUCCCUGCUCCUGCCAACCUAGCAGUUCAAAAGACGUCAAAGUGCAAGUAGAUAAAUAAGUACUGCUCCAGCGGGAAGGUAAACGGCAUUUCCGAGCGCUGCUCUGGUUCGCCAGAAGCGGCUUAGUCAUGCUGGCCACAUGACCCGGAAGCUGUACGCCUGCUCCCUCGGCCAAUAAAGCGAGAUGAGCGUUGCAACCCCAGAGUCAGUCACAACUGGACCUAAUGGUCAGGGGUCCCCUUUACCUUUCGUAUCAAAAUAUUUUGUUUUGUUUGUUUGCAGAAUACGGAUAGAUCCUUUUUCCAAAUGAGAGCAGGAGAGUACUGAGUGAUAACAGAGGACAAUACCAGCUGCGUUGUGUUGUGUGUUUUUUGCUUUCCAGUAUAUUGCUUAUCAAAGUUCAAUGUAUUUUUUUCUGAAAGGCACGGCCCAGAGAAAAACCUUUUGAGACUGACCGGGUUAGAGUGUCGGGUUAGGGCCUCUGCGAGACCAGGGCUCAAAUCCCCUUCUCCUUGCUCAGUCGGUGGAGCGUGAGGCUCUGAACCUCACGGACGUGGAUUCGAGCCCCACGUUGGGUAAAAAGAUUCCUGCAUUGCAGGGGUUGGAAUAGAUGACCAUCGGGGUCCCUUCUAACUCUGCCACUCUCUGAUUCUCUCAGCCUUGAGGCUCGCUGGCCAACCUUGGGGCGGUCCCUGCCUCCCUCGGCCUGAGCUGCCUCGCAGGUUAUUAUUGGGAAUAAUAAGGGGAGAAGGAGAACGUCGCCCGCCACAUUGAGCUCUUGGGUAGAAAAGUCAGGCUGCAAAUACAAUGAUAAAUAAGUUGGAGUUCUUGUUAUUAAAUAUACCAAGAAAUAAGCACACCAAGAACUCGGGCCAAUGUAAGUUUCAGUAGUGGGAGUGGUCCCUACUCACAACACAAUAAUUCGUUACUGGCUUCUAAUGCAUAAUUGACUUCUGAUUUCUGUUCUGUGAUUGAAACUGAGUCUCCAUCUGCAAGCUAAUAAAUUAUAAGGAUCAACAUUAUUGUCGAGUGAUAAAGAGAAAAUCUUUCUAACGAAUUAUUGUGUUAUACAUAUCUUUAUGAGUUAGAGUUUGUAAUCUUUGUUAGAAUUUGUAAUCUCUAUUUGAGUUUGUAAUUCUUGUCAGAAUACAUACUUUUGAAUGGAUUAGUAAAGGGUAAAGGGACCCCUGACCAUUAGGUCCAGUCGUGACCAACUCUGGGGUUGCGGCGCUCAUUUCGCUUUACUGGCCGAGGGAGCCGGCGUACAGCUUCCGGGUCAUGUGGCCAGCAUGACUAAGCCGCUUCUGGCAAACCAGAGCAGCGCAUGGAAACGCUGUUUACCUUCCCGCCGGAGCGGUACCUAUUUAUCUACUUGCACUUUGAUGUGCUUUUGAACUGCUAGGUUGACAGGAGCAGGGACCGUGCAAUGGGAGCUCACCCCGUCACAGGGAUUCGAACCGCCGACCUUCUGAUUGGCAAGUCCUAGGCUCUGUGGUUUAACCCACAGCGCCACCGCAUCCCUACCCUUGAAUGGAUUAGUUUUUGUUAUUGACUAUCGACUUGUGAGCAGGGACCACUCGCACUACUGAAACUUACAUCGGCCUGAGUUCUUGGUGUGCUUAUUUCUUGCAAAUACAAUGAGCCAAUAAAUUAAUGGCAACGUUCGCCAUGAGUACAUCUCCUAAUUCUCCUCCGGGGGUCUUUCCCGGAGAGGGGACGGCCUUUAAAUACCGUAAGCUGGCCCAAUUCCCACCUUGCGGUUCUGGAAAGCGCGGCAGAGAUGGGGGACAGGAGACGCAAGGCUCGCUGACCCUCCCUUUUUUUCCCCUUCCAGGGGACCCUGAGGUGGGAAGGAAGGCAGCCCCCCUCAAACCAAAGAGGACGCGCCGGGCGCAGUCGUGCGACAAGCUGGAAUCGGAUCGGGGCCGAAACCCAGGGUCUGGAGGUGAAGCCCUUCUUCCUACAAGCACGGAUCCUGCUUCCUGGCAUGGGAGCGGGGGGGGAUCUAAAAGGGGGUGCUGCACAUUCCCCCGCUGUCUGCCUGUUGCUUCUGCUGGGCUGUAAACACACCAGGCGCUUAAAGGACAUUUAGAGCAUGACUCUUCGCCCCCCCAAGCAUCCGGCAGAGGCCGUCGGAGAUUGAGGCCCUUCCACCGAGAGAAGGAAAGCAAGAAGACUCUCACCGGCUUGCUUUCCCAAAGCGGCCCUUGCCAGAUACAAUGCCUUGGAAGCUGGAGGCUCCAUUUUGGUGCCAGGGUAGCUGCGGAGAGGCCUUUUCGUUUCCCUCUGUACUGUGCUCACAACGUACCCAUUUGAAGCCCCCUGAGGCAGGACCGGGAGAAGGGGUCAGGUGCAGGCCAAAGCGGGGUUCAAACUUGCCCACUUCUCAUGGGGGCCAAAUGGGCACCCCCAAUGGGAAGGCAGCCAGCAGGGCCCAAGUGUAACAGCAGUGCCGCCCCCCGCGAGCCCAGAGUGGCAGGAGUCCAAUUGGGGGUGGGUGGGUACAGUGGGAGGGAACCCGGGAUGUCCAUGGGCUAGUCAUUGGGGAGCAGGGCAGUGUGGUGCAGUGGUUAGAGUGCUGCACUAAGGCCUGGGAGAGAGCAGGGUUCAAAUCCCUACUCUCAACCUAAUCUCGCAGGGUUGUUGUGGCAAUAAAAUGGGAAGGAGGAGAACGAUACAGGCUGCCACCUUGAGCUCCUUGGAUGAAAGUUGGGAUAUUAUUAAUGAUGAUUUUAUUAUUUAACGUGCUGCCCAUCGGACUGGGUUCCCCCAGACUCUCUGGGCGGCUUCCAGCAAAAUACUAAAACACCAUAAAACAUCAAAUAUUAAAAACUUCCCUAUACAGUCAUACCUCAUGUUACGUCCGCUUCGUCUUACGUUCUUUCAGGUUACGUCCUGCGGUGACCCGGAAGUACCGGAAAUGGUUACUUCCGGGUUUCGCCGCUCGCGCAUGCGCAGAAGCGCAAAAUGACGUCAUGUGCAUGCGCAGAAGCGGUGAAUCGCAACCCGCGCGUGCGCAGGCGUGCCGCCGCGGGUUGCAUUCUUUUCAUGUUGCGAACGGGCCUCCGGAACGGAUCCCGUUCACAACCAGAGGUACCAUUGUAUAGAUCUAUAUCAUCAUCAUCAUCAUUAUUAUUCUUCCUCCCUAGCUUGCAUGAAUCCUCCCUUGAGGACACUUUAAAUUAUUUUUAAAGUGUUGCGAUAUCUCACGUGCCAGUGGCGAACUUUGGGCUCUCCCAUAUCAGUGGUGCCGUGUGCAACGCUAAAACACCCCACCUCUCGCACUCCAUUCUGCAGAAUGGCCAUGGCGCCCCCACAGCACAGCCGAUCUGACCACGCGACCCAAAAACCUCCUCUGCUCACGUGCAGAACGCUUGGUCCCCGUGGCUAACUUCCUCUCGUCUCUCCCUUUCUCCCCGUCCUCCUUCACCACCUUCCUUCCCCCCCCCACCAGGUGCCAGCGACACACCCCUGCCUGACCCCCCUCCCGCCCCCCCUGAAUGCGGCCUGCACAGCUGGAACUCCCGCCCCGCUGUUUCCCACCCUCUCCUUCCUCCGGACCGGACCGCCGGUAAGAUUCCAGCACCUUCCUUUGCCCGUAGCGUGGGGGCCGACGAAAAUGAUUCACGCUCGGUUUUUUCUUCCCCCCUGCCCCACUCCUCUCUCUUCUCCCCCUUACAACUUUACAGCUCCCUCUUUCUUCAGGAACUCCCGAAUCUGGGACAGAAUGA
Podarcis lilfordi (Lilford's wall lizard) is the source of this 87312-nucleotide messenger RNA. NCBI's taxonomy places the organism in Eukaryota, Metazoa, Chordata, Lepidosauria, Squamata, Lacertidae. The record is from the annotation of a GenBank genome assembly.